CAUCGCUCCGCCCACCGCUCCGCCCCUCACACACCCAGCAGGCGGGAAGGCGUUAGCCUGGCAGCGCCUCACACUCAGUGACCGACCGACCGACCGAGCGACCCAGCCAGCCAGAGCCGAGCACUCGGGGCACAGCCUCGCCCUCCCUCCCGCGACCGACACCGCAGCUCCCGCCGGAGACCCGCCCUCACUCCCUCUCUCUCCACCAGCAGGAAACAUGGCGGCUGCGCCAGGGGCCUCGUCUAACCCCGGGGGGGGACCGGAGAUGGUCCGCGGACAGGCGUUCGACGUGGGUCCGAGAUACACCAACCUCUCCUACAUCGGGGAGGGGGCCUACGGCAUGGUGUGGUGAGUACCGCCCGCCCUCCCCCGCCCUGCCCGGGAGCCGAGCUCCGCCGUGCGGCCUACCAUCCCGGCCCGCCCGGGCUCCCCGUCUGCCACCCUGACACAGGGCCUGCCGGCUGGGACUGACUGCCUAUAGGACAUGGUAAUCACAGGAUCUGUGCGAUGGCUGCCGUGUAACACUGACUGCUGACUGACUGCUGGGCUCUGCGUGGGGACAGCUGCACUCACACACGGCACUGUGUACACUGAUGGUACAUGCAUCUGGCACGGUGUACACUGAUGGUACAUGCAUCUGGCACGGUGUACACUGAUGGUACAUGCAUCUGGCACUGUGUACACUGAUGGUACAUGUAUCUGGCACUGUGUACACUGAUAGUACAUGCAUCUGGCACUGUGUACACUGAUGGUACAUGUAUCUGGCACGGUGUACACUGAUGGUACAUGCAUCUGGCACGGUGUACACUGAUGGUACAUGCAUCUGGCACGGUGUACACUGAUGGUACAUGCAUCUGGCACGGUGUACACUGAUGGUACAUGCAUCUGGCAUGUACACUGUACAUGCAUCUGGCACGGUGUACACUGAUGGUACAUGCAUCUGGCACGGUGUACACUGAUGGUACAUGCAUCUGGCACUGUGUACACUGAUGGUACAUGCAUCUGGCACGGUGUACACUGAUAGUACAUGCAUCUGGCACUGUGUACACUGAUGGUACAUGUAUCUGGCACUGUGUACACUGAUGGUACAUGUAUCUGGCACUGUGUACACUGAUGGUACAUGUAUCUGGCACUGUGUACACUGAUGGUACAUGUAUCUGGCACGGUGUAUACUGAUGGUACAUGCAUCUGGCAUGGUGUACACUGAUGGUACAUGCAUCUGGCACUGUGUACACUGAUAGUACAUGUAUCUGGCACUGUGUACACUGAUGGUACAUGUAUCUGGCACUGUGUAUACUGAUGGUACAUGCAUCUGGCACGGUGUAUACUGAUGGUACAUGCAUCUGGCACGGUGUACACUGAUGGUACAUGCAUCUGGCACGGUGUACACUGAUGGUACAUGCAUCUGGCACGGUGUACACUGAUGGUACAUGCAUCUGGCACGGUGUACACUGAUGGUACAUGCAUCUGGCACGGUGUACACUGAUGGUACAUGCAUCUGGCACGGUGUACACUGAUGGUACAUGCAUCUGGCACGGUGUACACUGAUGGUACAUGCAUCUGGCACGGUGUACACUGAUGGUACAUGCAUCUGGCACUGUGUACACUGAUGGUACAUGCAUCUGGCACGGUGUACACUGAUGUACAUGCAUCUGGCACUGUGUACACUGAUGGUACAUGUAUCUGGCACUGUGUACACUGAUGUACAUGUAUCUGGCACUGUGUACACUGAUGGUACAUGCAUCUGGCACGGUGUACACUGAUGUACAUGCAUCUGGCACUGUGUACACUGAUGGUACAUGUAUCUGGCACUGUGUACACUGAUGGUACAUGUAUCUGGCACUGUGUACACUGAUGGUACAUGUAUCUGGCACUGUGUACACUGAUGGUACAUGUAUCUGGCACGGUGUAUACUGAUGGUACAUGCAUCUGGCAUGGUGUACACUGAUGGUACAUGCAUCUGGCAUGGUGUACACUGAUGGUACAUGCAUCUGGCACUGUGUACACUGAUAGUACAUGUAUCUGGCACUGUGUAUACUGAUGGUACAUGUAUCUGGCACUGUGUAUACUGAUGGUACAUGCAUCUGGCACGGUGUAUGAUGGUACAUGCAUGGCACGGUGUACACUGAUGGUACAUGCAUCUGGCACGGUGUACACUGAUGGUACAUGCAUCUGGCACGGUGUACACUGAUGGUACAUGCAUCUGGCACGGUGUACACUGAUGGUACAUGCAUCUGGCACGGUGUACACUGAUGGUACAUGCAUCUGGCACGGUGUACACUGAUGGUACAUGCAUCUGGCACGGUGUACACACUGGUGGUACAUGCAUCUGGCACGGUGUACACACUGGUGGGACAUGCAUCUGGCACGGUGUACACUGAUGGUACACGCGUCUGGCGCUGUGCACGCACUGGUGGUACACGUGUCUGGCGCUGUGCACGCACUGGUGGUACACGCGUCUGGCGCUGUGCACGCACUGGUGGUACACGCGUCUGGCGCUGUGCACGCACUGGUGGUACACGCGUCUGGCGCUGUGCACGCACUGGUGGUACACGCGUCUGGCGCUGUGCACGCACUGGUGGUACACGCGUCUGGCGCUGUGCACGCACUGGUGGUACACGCGCCUGGCGCUGUAUAUAUUAUAUAUGUAUUGGUGUUAGCUGCUGGCCUAAGCUGGCAGUCUAGCCCUGUGCAAUGCUCAUGUUUGGCUGUAGUCCAUGGACUUGUCAGAUCUUCCCAUGCUGCUAUAAAUCUUAGCCAUCUUCUCCCAGGCAGGUUAUCUGCUUCACUCAUAUCCUGCAUGGCGGCAUUUAUACAUCCUAUCUGUCACUGUGCUGCUGCCUUGGUUUUGCAUUUUGUCUGAGACACAAAGUUGAGACUGAACGUGAACUUUGUUGCUUUUUUUGUGCCCUUUUUUUUUCCCUCUUUUAAUGUCUGGCAGUCUCCAAAUUGAAUACGAUUAGAAGGAUUGAUUUAUACAGGAUUCAGUUUGUUGUGCUAUUUAGGAUGACAUUGUGUCAGUCCAGUAGGUUUUGCAAUCAUAUGUGUCUGGUUUAUUGUUGCACUUGACUUUGUGCAAUUUGUAUGUUUUUGUAUGUCAUUGUUGUAUAGAGAGGCUUUCCAGAAUGCAAAAGAAGAAAUCAAUUGGCCAAGUGCUAGUUGUGAGCCAGAAUUCAUUUUUAAAGUAUCUGACUUUCCAAAAAGCAGUUUUUCUGCCAUUAAUGUAUCAUUGACCCUCUGGCUUUUGCAUGGCUUAACCCAAAAUGUAUGCAUUCUGUCUGUUACACCUGUGUUAUAUAGGUAUGUUGCACCUUUAAAGGAUUUAUGGAUUUUGCUAAUCACAAAUGUCUUUAGUAGAUAUACAGUCAUCAUGGAAGAAUAUUACAAAGGUUUAUGUUGAUAGUGACCUCCAAUACCAUAUAUUUGCACCACAGUGUAUAUAUAGGAGACAUUUAUCAAGACAAAAACAGGUGCUAACCUGGGGCAUUGUGCUAAAUAAGAACAAUCCCCAUGGAAACCAAAAGAAUAAAUCAACAUUUAGAAAUUUGCACAUAACAUGGUACUUACACAUUUUCUUAAUAAUGACUUAGAUCGUUUUGCAAUAAAGAUGCAACUGAGUUGUUGGAUAUUGCAGAGGUGCUAUUAUUGGGAGUGGCAUUAAAUCUACAAACGUGUGUUUAUUUUUUGUUUGUUUUUUUUUUAAAUUUGAGCAAUUAAAAUUGGUAUCGAUGUUUUGGAGGAUUUGAUAAUUCAAUUUAACAUGUUUUCUUUUUCUUAUCUAUUUUUCUAAAGUGUGUGGGUUUUAAAAAAGGGUUUAUAAAUGGCAUUGAAGUACAAUACUGUAAAUGUUUCAGCAGAGUAAAUCAUAAAUAGAAUGUCAAUGUUUUUUCUUCUAAAACAUGGCAAUAGAUUAAGACAACGUGGUGAAAUUUUUUUUUUUUUUUCUCCAGCAUAAAUCUUUAUGGUUAUAUAUUUUCUCUUCUGAUAUCUAUAUGUUGUGCUAACCAAAUCACUAGGAAACGUAUAUAUUUCUAUUGAACUCUCUCAACCUUACUCCUGGCAGACAUACUGUUGGCAUGGACACUAUGCCGAUGUCUAUAUACCUUAAUACAUGCCUGCCAUUUUUAUGUUGUGCGCAUGUUUUGUUCUGCGUGUAUCAUUGGUCUGGGUGCCAUUGCUAUAAGAACUGGCAAUUGACCUUUCUUGCCAGUAUUAAGUGCGUUGGUGCACAGUUUUUGUAUGAGAAACCAGUCAAAUAAUAUUGCACUGAAAAGGUUAAUUGAUUUAGUAAUAUGUACACUAAGUUAACCCCUGUGUGUGCUAUUUAAUUGUCCAGGCCCCAUUUUAACUCUUUGAAUGUCAGACAGAAAGCGUGCUGGCUCAGUGCAUUGGCAAUAAACCCUUUUAAGUGCAAUUGCCCAUGUGUAUGUAUGUGUAUAUAUAAAUGAUGAAAUUAAACAUAUUGCAAACAUAAAACAGCACAUUGUUGCUGAGAAUUUUAGAAUACUGACAAUAGGGAAAAAAACAUAAUCCGGGUUAUUGAUGAGGAAAUACAUAGUAUGAACCCUCCAAUCAAGCAGGCAUUUGAGCAAGGAUGGAGUAUUGGAGUGAUGACUGACAUCACUCCGUUUAGUGGGCUAAUGUGCUAGCAUCAUGGGUGCUGUGCCAGACUUGGGGAAGCCAUUGUUGGCUUCUCAAAAGAGAGGCAGUACAAAGAGUAAGAUUCAUGCCCACAAAGGUGGACUAAUAGCUGCCCUGGAUCCAUUCGCACGAGUGGAGUAUGACUGAAAAUUUGAUGAAACGCCGUAGAAGGAAAGUUUAGAAAAUUAAUAAUAAUUUAUUAGCAAUUGGACAAGAAAAGAGCAGGUUUACAGAAAGGUAUUUUUUUUUUUUUAAGUUUCACUUUAACUGUCAUGACGUCAACUAUCAUUCCAUUCACAAAGCAGGACACAACAAAUUAUUCUAAUAUUGAAACCAGGUAGAUAUAUAGAAUGUAAGCAUGGUCCUCUCCAACCUAUUGUGCCUGUAAGUUUGUGGUUUUUUUUGUUUUUUUCUGUAAUUGUCCUAUUUAUAGUUAAAUCCCCUCUAAUAAUAUUGUAAAGCGCUACGAAAUCUUUUGGCGCUAUAUAAAUGGCAAUAAUUACAAUAAUAUGCCCAUACAAUGGUGUACUCCUUACACCACAAGUUUUAGGGCAAAUACACAUACUUUUAAUACUAUUAUGCUACUAAUAAUGACAUAGACCUGCUGUAAAAUUGCUUCUUUUUUUCUCUCUCACUGUUUUUUGUAAAUGCAAACCUUGAACAAAUCCAUUGUACUUAUCAUUUUCCUAUAUACUUAACAGAUUACAAAUCAGAUUGUAGGAAUGUGUUUUUAAGUAAUAAUCAUUACAGCAUGCUGUAAUGAUUAUUACUGUAGUGUUAGCCAUCCCUUUGGCUCUAUCCGGUUAGUAUUGGCCAUUCCUUGGCUCCACGCAUCCUCCAUUUUCAAAUGAUUUGACACUUACCUAGUUCACUUUGAUCUGGUGCUUCUUCACAGAUCUAACUAACCUGUAAGUUACCCUCUCAUUUUUGUAAUAUCAAUUUUAUCCAACUUUAGAUGGAAUUCAUUCUUAGAGGAAUGUUGUGACACUCUGUCAAUGUAGUAAAUCCAAACGUAGACAGAAUUUAUUUCUGAUGAGGAAGUAAGAAAUUCCACUUCAGCAAUAAAUGUGAAGAGCAGCAGGCAACUAUUCUACAUUUCAAAAAUUCUUACUCUGAACAUUAGAAUGGCAUCGAAGAGCUUACAGCACUAUAACCACUACAGUUUUGUUUUUGAUGCUUGUAACGCUGAUUUAAUUCUGACUACUUUUAUUUUUUCACGGUUUACUCUAAUCUUUUACAAAGAAAGUGUAAUUAUUUUUAAAAAGGGCUUGUUUUCUUUACCCAAACAAUUGUUUGCACUGUGAAGGAACAUUAUAGUGACAUUAAAGGGACACUAUAGUCACCUGAACAACUUUAGCUUGAUGAAGCAGUUUUGGUUUAUAGAACAUGCCCCUGCAGCCUCACUGCUCAAUCCUCUACCAUUUAGGCUGCAUAAACAGAAACAAAGUUAUUUAACUCCUAAAUGGCAGUGAAUUGAGCCGUGAAAUUGCAGGGGAAUGAUCUAUACACUAAAACUGCUUUAUUUAGCUAAAGUAAUUUAGGUGACUAUAGUGUUCCUUUAAUACAAAAAUGUGUAUUCCUGUCACUAUGGUUAUAAAGAGUCUGUUUAGGCCCCCUACCCCCCUCUAAGCAAUUUAAAAGGUGAUUUUACUUCCCUUUAUUUCAAUGGCAUGCAGGUCUGUCGCAACUGACCUUGCCCACACUACAUCCCCUUGGCUUGAAAUCAUGUAACUAAUCUCAGCCAGUCCAAUGCUUUACUAAAGGGGGCAAUUGCGCAUUGCAAAACGCCGCUCUGCGUCAAUCUGCAUCACCACAGAGAUGCAUUAAAUUAAUGCAUCUCUAUGGGGAGUGUUCCGUUACGCCAAGCAAAGCGUGGAGACGCUGGCUGAAUGUCAAUGCUGCACAUGAGCCAGGAAGUCCCUCUAGUGUGGCCAUUAGAGGUGUUGCUAAGCAGCAAUGUAAACACUGCCUUUUCUUUGAAGGGGUGCCCAAAAGGUAGAUCACAUGUUUUAAACUACAGUUUCAUUGAUGCUUUGUCAUCAUGGGAGUUGUAGUUUUACAACAACUGGGGAUCUACCUUUUGGCCACCCCUGGUUUACGUUUAAAAGCCUGCAGAAAUCGGCUAUAGGCACCAGAGCAACUACAUUAAAGGGAUACUAUAGUGCUAGGAAUACAAAGCUGUAUUCCUGGCACGCUCCAUCUACCUCCCCCUUCUCUACCUCCCCCUCAGACUUGGUAAAUAAAGGGUUAAAACCCUUUAUUUACUUUCCUGAUCACAGGUCACAGCGCAACCUCCUCAGACGUCUCUUGACGAGUGAGCACUAAUGUGAGGAUUAGGCCUCCCAAUAGGAAAACAUUGAAUUAAUGCUUUUCUAUGGAUACAUAGCGGACGCUGGAUGUCCUCAUGCACAGCAUGAGGACGUCCAGCAUUAGUUACCGGAUCUAAAGUCCGUUGGGAUCCAGAAAGCGCCUCCAGUGGCUAUCUGGUAGACACACUGGAGGCAGACUUAAUGCUGCAAGGUAAACAUUUGAGUUUCUCUGGAACUGCAAUGUUUUAAAUCUGAGCACUAAAUAGGCACACUGCACCCAGACUACUUUAAUUAGCUGAAGUGGUCUGGGUGGCUAGUGUCCCUUUAAAGGGAAACUCCACUGCCCAAAUACAAAAUAAUCACUAUUUAGUAGAUAUACCCCAAAUUAAUUUAAUUAUGCAUUUUGUCGUUGGGUGUGUGUAUGUGUGUGUGUGUAUAUAUAUAUAUAUGUAUAUAUGUGUAUGUAUAUAUAUAUAUAUAUAUAUAUAUAUAUAUAUAUAUAUAUAUUAUAGCUUUUAAAAAAGAGUCAGCACUCAAGGACUUUCAAUGUGCUAAAAAAUGCAAAAGAACCUUUUAAUCCAGUUGUUCAAAGAGGUCAACGUUUCAGUCCAUCGUCGUGGACUUUCAUCAGGACAUUUAUGUCCUGAUGAAAGUCCACGACGAUGGACUGAAACGUUGACCUCUUUGAACAACUGGAUUAAAAGGUUCUUUUGCAUUUUUUAGCACAUUGAAAGUCCUUGAGUGCUGACUCUUUUUUAAAAGCUAUACAUUUGUGCAGCCGAGCACCGGGCAAUAAAUAAGGAGAGCUGGAGUGCAACUCCUAUCAUUCUUUGUAUGUAUGUGUGUGUGUGUGUGUGUGUGUGUGUGUGUAUAUAUAUAUAUAUAUAUAUAUAUAUAUAUAUAUAUAUAUAUAUAUAUAUAUAUAUAUAUAUAUACAUUUUUUUUAUUUUUUUUUAAACUGCAGUUCUUUUGUAUGCUGCCCUUGCAAACCCUUUCCUUCUAACCACGCCCAGACUUUGUGACUGUUUAAUCACAGACUUUCCAACGCAGCUCAAUGAAAAGUCUUUGCAAGGCAGUUGCUCUGGGCAACUGCUGCCUCUUGAGUUGAGCACAAAUAAGCUAACCAAACAGGACUUGUCUGCUUGAAAAGUCAAGCAGGUGUAACCAGUAUAUAUGUGUUAAUUUCCAAUAAAAUCUGCACUUUUUGCAAAAUGAAGAAAAAUAUACUCUUCACACAGCAAGCUAAAGUACUUGGAGGUCUGGAGUGUCCCAUUAAGCUAUUGCUCUUCUGGUGAUUAUAGUGUCCCUUUUAAAGGGACAGUCCAGUGUUAUACAAAUAUGUAUAAUGCUGGAGCGCUGUACUUGCAAUGUAGAUUGUGGUUUCUCUUUUUAGUUAUAAUAAGCUUGCAUAGUGGCGUACUUACAUUAAUGCAUGUUGCAUGUUUCUCUUCAGUUUCUUCAGCUCCUAGUGGCUUCUUCCUCCAAGAGCUAUCACGUUUGCUCACUUUAUUAUGUUCAUGUGAGACAGCAGAAUGGGGUUGUAGAAAUCUGGAAAUUAGCACAAAGGUUGGCUUAUACACAAAGCAAAGUAAACCAUAUCAUUGCUCAUCAUGUGGGAAAAUACCUGUUCUUCUAGGCAGUUGCAAAUUAAACAUCGAGAAGUAGCAUUUGGAGGCUUACAAUGCAAUGUGGUUGUUGUUUUUUUUUAUUUUUUUUUAUUUUUUUUUGUGUGUUUUUUACCCAUAAGGAUGUAAUUAAAAAAACUCUGAAGUGACUGUGCCACUGGUGUAAUUUUUUUUUAUUUUUUAUAAUUGUCCUAUUGUAAUUCCACCGCCAACAUGCCUCCACGUUGAUUGUGUAACAAUUCCUUUUGUUGAUAUCAAGGUUUAUUAUUAGCUGUUAAAUGCACUUUGUCACCACAUUGUAAAUUACUUUGUUGAAAAAGAACCUUCUUUGUAGAUGCAAACGGCAGGGGGCGCUCAGGUGAACCACGCAGCCAGUGCCAUAAAAUAUGAAUGAAAUUGACACUGUUAAUGCAGUAGAGUAAUGUCCACAUUGGCAAUAUAAAAGAGCAGGGAUAGGACUGUUGGUGAAUUGAAAGGGCCCUUGGUCCUGGUCAGUCUGCGAGUAGUGUAUAUUGUUCUUUCAUUCCUCUUUAACCUGCUAUGUAAAAUAAAUGAAAAAUGCAUAUUAUGCCUACAUUAAUCUGUGUAAAAUUACUUUCUGUUCUUAGUAUAGAAAUGGUAAAUUCCUUUCUUUUGUCGCUGAAAUGUUGUUGUAGCCAUUGCUCUGGAACUAUAUCCUUCAAUUUGAUAUAUAUGGUUGAAACAGAAGGAGCUGUGAUUCUGUUUAGUGAAGGACUGAUUAUGUGGAAAGUGGGUGUGACCACAUAGACAUCAUUUCUUUUGGCAAAUGCCAAGUGGAUUUUUUUUUUUUUUCCUUCUCUUCUUUCAGUAACUGUCACAUGAACAUUUGCUUAUGUAUCGUACUUUAAGGCUGUAAACUAUUUUAAAUCUACCUUUUAUCAAAUUAUAAUUCUUUAGAAAGCAGCAAGAAAUUUAUAUUGAAUUAGAAAAAUGUAAACAUAAUUUACACCGUGCCUAUGACUCGUAUUCACAGCCAAAUACAUAAAGGGAGUUUAAUAGUUGGAGUUGCUUGUUUUUUUGUUUUCUUUUCUGUAAUUUGAUAUAUAUUUCUGAUUUUGUGAUGCAAAUACUGCACCCCCACCCCCUUCUGUUUACAAUUUCUACUUUUUUAUCAGGGCCUUGUAAGCCUGUCAGUCCUGUGGAACACCAGAAAUCCGUUUUCAAGAAUAUCAAAGUUCAAAUUAUCUUAUCAAAGUUAUUUGGAAGCCAAUCAUCCCACUUCAUUUGGUCAGUAAUGUCCGUAGUUGAAAAACAUUUUAGGACUCAUGAUGAACUAAUGUGUUGUGGUAAACUUACUGGCACAUUCAUGUAAGCUCCAGUAGUCAAACUUUUUCUUAACCUGAGGAGAGAUGCUUAUUCUUCCCUAGUUGACAUUUAGUUUCCUGCCACAUACCCUGUUAAGGUCAUGCUUUUCGAUUUUUAAGGGAACACCAAUAGUGUCAGGAACAUGUAUUCCUGACACUAUAGGUCUAAUUGUGCUGUAUAGCUCUCCCAUUCUUUUUGGUGGUUAAAAGAUUAUUUUACCAUUUUCGCCGCGUGGGCUCCUUGGCUGGAAUAAUUAAAUUUCAUUUUAGCUAAUCCAAUGCUAUAGUGGGAAACCUUUUGGCGGCUAUUGUGCAUUUGCGGCAAAACACAGCACUGCGCCAAUCAGCAUCUCAUGAUAGAUACUUUGCAUCAGUGCAUCUCUAUGGGGAAAGUUCAACAUCUCCAUGCAAAGUAUGGAGACGUUGAACAACUGUUCUGUACAUUGUGCAACACUGACCCAGGAAGCACCUCCAGUGGCCGUCUAAAUGACUGCCACUAGAGGUGAUACUAGGCAGUAAUGUAAACACUGCCUUUUCUCUGACUACAGUGUCCCUUUUAAGAUUUUUAUAUAAAAAAUGUUUGCAUCAAAUGCAACGGGGGGGGGGGGUCUGCUUUACAUGAAUGUUGAUGUUGAAUAAAGGUAUGUAACCUUCAGUACUCAAGAUGUUGUGGAUUACAUAUUCCUUAAUGCUCAUACAGCAAUAAUGCUGGCAUAUAAUUCGGGGAGAUGUAGUCCACAACAUCUGGAGUGCCGAAGGUUGCCUAUUCCUGAUUUAGAGUAUUUGGUAAUAUGUUGCUGCUGGUUAAUGGAAGAGCAGAAAAAUGUAUUUAAUGCUUUCUCUGCAUGUCUCAUCUGAGUAAACUCUUUCGUGGCAUUUUCUGGGAUGAGGAAGAUAGGAAAUGUCACAAUCGGAUUGUGAAAAGUGUUAACAUGUGCAAACUUUGGUAAAGAAGUGGCAAAAUAAUUCUUAAAGGAACACCGUCAGAUUUUACUAUCUUGGUAUAUUUGUAAUGGCAAUUUUUUUCUAUUUUCAUGUAUAUUUAAUUUUUUUAAUACUCACUUUAAUAAUCACUUACCUAAUUUUUCUACUCUUUAGAACAGCCAUUUUUACUAUUUUGCAGAUGCCUUUUACUUUUCAAAUCUACUUGACAAUGUCCUGCAGGAAGAGCACACAAUAAAAAAAAAAAAAAAUAAAUUGAACUAUAGUGGAUAUUGGGGCAGAUUACUGACUCUACGACUGAAUGAGCAUAAAUAGGACUGUCAUUCGUGAGUGAGGAAGGUAGGCAAGGAAUUUAUGCAAAAAUGUCAAUAUAUAUGAAAUAAAAGGAAUUAGUAUAAAAAUAAACAACCAUAAAACGUAAACUGCAGUGGUUUGCUCUCAUAUCUGAGUUCCUUUCUGUGAUGCUGGGCGAUAUGCAUCUGACCCAUUGAUCAUUCAGCCUAGGAAUGACAUUCUUUCCAAAGAAUACGCACAGAAUUGACGUUGGUCAUGCUGGAAUUUGUGUUCCGGGCUAAAAGUACUAAUGAUACUGCCCAAGGUGGAGUUACUUUAGAGUUUUCUAAUCGGAAAAUGUUAUAAGACCAUUUAAUCUAAAUUAAGUUGUCAGGGUGCCAUGCCUCUGCCAUUUAACCCUGCAUUAUUGUGUUUUUUUGUUUUGUUUGUUUUUUGGAAAAGCAUUAUUUACAUUGCAGAGUUAAACACACCUCUAAUGGCUUUGUGGCAGACAGCCAUUAAAGACGCUUCUCCUGUGAGAAAAGUCAGACUUUGUCAGGAAUCAAAUACUGUUCACAGAGAGCAUUUGGUGCAGUAUUGUGUUUUGCUAUACAUGUACACUAUCCUCCAACUGUGAUGAGGCAUUGGAUUGACUGAGAUCAUCAAUCUUCAUGGUAUCAACCAGGUUGGGUAGUGCAGGUGCCCAGAUAUCUCUCGUAGCACACUAUAGCAUUAGGAAUACAUUUUUGUAUUCCUGACGCUGUACUCGUUCUUUGAAUACAAGUGGUCCUCGUUUUACGACUGCUCGCACUUACGACCAGCCCUCUCACAUGGGGAUUCAAGGGAUUCCCCACGUUAGAGGCCUGAUCUCUUUCCCCGAACAUAGAUUAGAGGAAUUCCCUGCUCUGGGUGUAUGUCUUCUCAUAAGAACAGAACCUGGUUGGUAAAUGAGUAGUAGUCGUAAUGGAAUUAAUUUGCCCACAACUUAUAUAUUGCAUGAAUAUACAGCCUCAUGAUACAUAACUAAUCCAUAACUCAUGCUGAAUAACCCCCCUAGUUUUAUUUUCAUUUUCAGAAGCCUGUGCUUUUUAUUGACUGUUAGCCUGUUUUGUAUUUUAUUUUGAAAUACUCCAAGUAGCAAAAGUUGCCAUGAGCAGACAUGUGGUGGUGGCAGCAUGAUUUGCCUUAAAAGCUGCAAAGAAUCUUAUUUUUACUUUUUUUGUAUAGUUUCCCUUUUUAAAGGUUUAUGGAAUGCUUAUUCAUGUCUGCACUGGCCUAAUGGCAAGUGUUACUGCUCAGUGUUCUUAUUGUAUACAUUUCAUGGGAUGAUUCCAUUAAACUUGCAAUAUCCUUUGUAUACUUUUCUCUUUAUGAUUUGUCUUUGCUUAUGCCCAUAUAUAUUUAUAAACAAUACUAUUUAGUGUCUCUAGUGAGUAUUUUCACUUAAUUGGAUAGGCCAUUGGCUUGAUUAUUUGUGGCAUGGAGAAAUCUGAAGACUAUUGCUUGCUUCUUGUGUAUUUUGGUUUCAGGCAAUCUUUGUCCUACACUGGAAUGUUGUACACACCCAUUGAUUCAGCUCCAUUAGGCCAAAUACAUUCUUAGAAUGGGUUGUUCUUGAUUCUUGGCAAGUGUGUAUAUGUAUAUUUCACUCUCAUAUCUAUAUCAUGAUUAUAGUUUGGAUACAUAUGCAGUAUCUUUUUAAUUUAAUUUUUUUGCUGUAAUUUGAAAAACAGAAGGCGGGCAGCAUGCGCUUACUCACCUCCCAGCAGCUCCCCAGUGUAACCCCCUCACACACUCCAUUAUAUAGACUACACAAACACACUGUGCAUAUAAUGGAGUGUGUUUGUAUAGUGUUUAUAUAAUGCACACUAUACAAACACACUGUGUAUGUAAUGCAGUGUGUGUUUGUGUAGUGUGUUUAUGUAAUGCAGUGUGUUUGUGUAGUGUGUUUAUGUAAUGCAGUGUGUGUUUGCGUAGUGUGUUUAUGUAAUGCAGUGUGUGUUUGCGUAGUGUGUUUAUGUAAUGCAGUGUGUGUUUGCAAUUUACUUCUUAGGACCAAAAUAAAUACUGUCACCCCUAUACCAAGAAUAUCGUGGGGGUGAUACCAAUUCCAACCAAGGGUUAACUCUUAUAGUACAGAUAUAAAUCAGGGGAACCUCAUGUGAGAAUGCCAGGUUUGGUAUUUCAUAAAACGAAGUAAUUGAAUGAAAUAUCUUCAACAGUAAACAAUGUGAGAAGAUUGCUGCAAUAUAGCAAAAAGAUAACCAUUUAACCAUCUAUUCAAUGAUAUAACAGGCUUUAUUAUCCAUUGCCAAAAGUUGUAUCUUAAAGGACCACUCUAGGCACCCAGACCACUUCAGCUUAAUGAAGUGGUCUGGGUGCCAGGUCCAGCUAAGGUUAACCCAUUUUUUUUAAUAAACAUAGCAGUUUCAGAGAAACUGCUAUGUUUAUGAAUGGGUUAAGCCUUCCCCCUAAUCCUCUAGUGGCUGUCUUAUUGACAGCCACUAGAGGUGCUUGCGUGCUCCUCACUGUGAUUUUCACAGUGAGAGCACGCAAGCGUCCAUAGGAAAUGCUUUCCUAUGCGACAGGCUGAAUGCGCGCAGCUCUUGCCACGCGUGCGCAUUCAGCCCAGGAGGAGGAUCGGAGGAGGAGAGGAAGCAGAGAGCUCCCCGUCCAGCGCUGGAAAAAGGUAAGUUUUUAACCCUUUCCCCCUUCCAGAGCCGGGGGGUGGGGGCACCCUCAGGGCACUAUAGUGCCAGGAAAACGAGUAUGUUUUCCUGGCACUAUAGUGGUCCUUUAAUGCUAGUUGACAGUUGUAUCUAUAUGCUAAUUGGAUAUAGUGAUCCUAAAAAUCAAGCCAACGGGUUAUAUAUUGUCUCUGUAUAUAUUCCCCAUUCGUAUAAUAAACAUCCGUUCAGAAUAAUUUCAUGAUUUACAAUGUCCAAAUAAUCUGGAACAAUCGUUGAAAAAGGAAAGGGGAGUCUAAUGGGGGGAAAAAAGUCUUAUAAUAGGGAGAGAUCAUCUAAAUUGUCUAUUGGCUGUAAUGUUAGUACAGGGGGUUGUUGGAGUAGAAAAAUAGGGCAAUAAUAGUAAGAGAAAUAUACAAAGCGAGAUGAUUUUGGAAGAUCUGGAGAGAUAGGAGGGAGAAGUAACUUUAGACACAGCUUAAAAUAUGUUGGAGGUGGCCAAGGGAAACUGGAUGCAAGACCAAAGGUACUAGUCUAGUACCUUUGGUCUUACCUCCCGUUUCCCCAGGCUACCUCCAACGUAUUUUAUGUUUUAAUCUAUUGUCUGUAUACAAGGGGACAGUUUCUGUGCUAAAAACAAGCCUUUUUAAUAAACUUCAUGUACUUAAGUUUUUAAGCACUACUUUGGAGAUCUUAUAAGGCUAGUACAUAUUUAUAUUUUGCACUUGAUGUAUGUGUUCUGUGAUCUUACUGUGUAUUUAGAGUGGAUUAACAGUCAGACAAGCACAUUACAGGCUAGUUUUGCCCACUCCUAUCUCCUGGAGGAAGCAGUUUUUGACAAACUUCCGGUGUGCUAGAUUUUGAUUAGCCAUUCUAGUAUUUCUGGGUCUGAGGGUUUGUCGGUUAAGAUGGCAGCAGUCUGCGAGCAGAUGCAGGAGAUGGAGAAGGCAGAGAAGUAGUGCCUGGAGCUGGUACUCCAGGGACUGGCUGUGGAUGACAAGCUGCGGGUGUGUGGUGGCCAGCUCACUUCACCCUCUCCCUCAACUACCUGGAGGUGAGCGGGUGCUAGGAGCUGCGAGAGCUGUCAGACGGUCUGGGCAUCCUCUCGCACGUGCAGGGCAUCACUGCGGGUGUUGGAUCUCUCCGGGAAUGAGCUGGAGGAGCUGCCGGCAGGGAUCAUGCAGCUGUCUGACCUCUGCACCCUGAAUGUAAGCCGUAACCGGCUGCGGGGUAUUGUGCACUGUCAUAUUGCUGGCUACUAACUGGGCAUUGUUCCCACUCAUAAGGGCGAUGCGGGGGUGUAAUUUUCAGCCAAUAUGACCCUUCUCCGGGAUGAAAUGGGAUAGGCCCAUUUUUGGCUGAAAAAUUCGGCAACAGAAAUUUGCAUCCUUCAAUAGAUUUUAAUAGUAGCUGGUUUAUUUAGCUGUUAAACUUGUUACGCCUCUUGGCUGUCAGACAACUGGCCCUGGUACUUUCUGGUUCUUUAGCUCAGUGGAGCGAAACUCUAGAGACAGAAAUUGCGCAGAGUACUUGCCUUGCAAGUACUUUUCAUUAAGCUGUGGUUUGUUUUAGAAGAGAGCAGGGCUUGCAAAGGCUUUAAACGAAAUCUUACUUGGUUAUUUUACAUUUAAAUGUGUAAACAUUAUUUUAUGCUACUUUUUUUUUGAUUCAUCAAUAUGGUAGCAGUCAGUGUUGAUCUUGUCUAAAGUAUAUUUUAACAUUGCUAGAUCGUAAACCUAUCACUUUCUUUAAAAGCUAAGAAACUGACUUAAUUUAGCACUGUACCUAUGUCCCAUGCUUGUCCUAAAAUUUUGUUGCUUCAACUUUCAGCUAUAUCCCUCCAUUUCCAUUGAAUGCCAAGUCCCACUGCCAUCAUUUUAUAAGUGGUUUUAUUGUUAAAAAUACUACUUAAUGAUUGCAUAAGCCACACCUUUGAUAUUUGACCUUGUAUGGUGCAGCUAGUAGUCUUCAAUUAUGAUAUCAAACCUUUCUACUGGAUACCCAUUUGAUACAUUGAUAAAGCACUGAAGCUAAGUUUCAAAACAAAUUGCCUCUAUUUGCCCAUAAUUACGUGACUUGCUAUUCUUCUAACCUGAGAACUCACAACAGCAUUCCAUUGUGGAAUUUUAAAAAAAAGGCUUAACUAAUUUUCACAAAUUAAAUAUAGAAUUGGCAAAACGGGGGCAAAUAUAGAUGAUCUGGAAUUAUUCUGUAACUUUGUUAUAGUUAGACCAUGGGUAUUUGUGCUUUGAUUUAGAAAUUUGGAUUUAUUUUGCAAAAAUUCCAAGCUUUGUCUUACCUGGAGUGUAGUCUCUCCCUUUGUCUUUGUGUGUGUGUGUGUGUGUGUGUGUGUGAAUGUAUAUGCAUGAUACUCAUAAAGUAUAAAUUGUAUUUGUUUAAUCAGUGUCCUUGCACACAAUCACUGACCCCCACACACUCAUUUUGACACCCACACUCUGACCCAAAUGUUCACUCCAUACUCACACACAAACCCAUACACACUCCAUACACCCAUACUGACCUAUUUACACACAAAUCAAAUCUGAAACGCUUGCUCUACAUGUUUCAUAUUACUAGCGGCCUUAAUCGUACAGUCGGUCUGCAGCUUGUCCCAUUGACUUCAAUGCCCAAAGUGCUGGCCGCAAAGUUUUGUCGUAUGCAUCACAAGGAGCAUCCUCCUACGCUGGGCAGUCUACUGCGGCCACUAGCUGCCCUUCCGGUGAAGCAGACAGUCCUUCCAUCGCACUAAUACUCCUCUGUGGCAGAAUGAAAAGAAUUGAAAAUAUGUGUGUGUGUGUGUGUGUGUGUGUCUUUCUGACUGUCUGUUUAAACCAUUAAUACUAGGUGUCAUUUUCUUUUGAGUUUUUUUUUUUUUGUAUAGAUUAUUUGCAUGAAAGUUAGUCUGUGUUGGAUUUUAGAGAUUAGCUUUCUUUUACGAUUUUACAAAAUUGAUACCACUGUAGAUGGGAACAGUUUUUUUUAUUUUUAUUUUUUUCUGAGCAAUUUUCUUUUUUUCCUUUUUCUUUCCUUUUUUUCUUUCCUUUUUUUCUUUCCUUUUUUUUUUUUUUUUUUUUUUUUUUUUUUUUUUUUUUUUUUUUUUUUUUUUUUUUUUUUUUUCCUUUUUUUUUUCUUUUUUCUUCCCACUCUACCCCACUACACACACUCCAAAAAAGUACAUUGUGUUUGUCUACCGGUUUACACGUGAAGUUAGAUAUCUUUACCUUGCUACAGAGGGAGAGUAUGAUCAAUGUGAUCAAGCAGAGCAGGUUUCUCUAUUGUGGCUGCACAAUUUUCUGUUUCUGUUAUCAGUGGACUGGUCGAAAACCGAGAUGGAUCUGUAAGGGGAGGUUGGCAGAAGAAACUCUCCUAGUUAAGGGGUGUGCACAAAAAUCCAAUCUUAAAAUUGUGCAACAAACAUUUAUAAACCUGGUCAAAGCUUUUCUUGCUUUAUUUUGGUUUGUAUAUUUAAAUGUUUGCUGGUUUAAAAAAAUUAUCAAGUGAUACAUGUCCCUUUAAGAAGGCCUAGGUAGGUUAAUCAUUGCAAUGUUUGGCAAAUGUAACUUUUGCUCUAAAAUCAUCUCUUUCAAAGUAUUGCUUCUCAACUGUCUGAUUCAUAUUUGAAUGUCAUUGUGGAAGUGGAUUGCAUUUUAUCAAGUACAUGGCUUGUCUUAGUACAGCUAGGGUGAAAAUUAAGCUCUUUGCUUGAGCAAUAAACGAGCAUGUGGGCUGCCUGAAGGGGGUGUUGGCUUGUACACAAGUGCUUGUUGUAAAGAAAGCCUAAAGCAUUAGUGCGUGGGGGAAUGAAACAGGUGGGGGUUUAAAAUCUCAUUGUAUGCAAUAUUCAAGCCAUGCAAUCUGGUAAAACUGCACCAACCAUUUUAAUUUAAUUUGCAAGCUAUGUAAACCUUAACUGUUUUUACACCGCAUUGACUGUAAUGUUAAUGACCAGGUGACACACAGUACUGCUUUAAGAGUGUUGGUAAUGAUAAAUACCACUCCUCAUUCCUAUCUUUUGUCUGCUCUUAAUGCAAACAUAUUUUUUGAUGGUGUUUUAUUAUGUACUUUAACAGACAAGGUUAAACAUUAACAUUUGGCAUUGAAGCGACUGAGUGGAGGGUAAAAAAAGACACUUGCAAAGAUCUUUAUGGAAGUUUGGGCCUUCAGCCAGGCAGAUUAACCAGAGUUAGAAUAUUUCUGCCUCUUUUAAUUUUUGGUCAGUUAUUUCUCAUUGAAUGGCUUUAAUUACAGUAAAGUAUGUAAAUAGAGCAUUUGUUUUGACUGAUGGCACAUACAUGAAUACUUAUCAUUCGUGGCCCACAUAUAUUUCUAUUUGUAGAUUUUCUUUACAUGAAGAAAAAACAAGUGCCAUUCGUAAUUUUAUAUAACAUUAACUCAGGGCGUGACAACUCUCAGGUCGCCAUGGCGACUAGAAAUGUUGUCAUUGUGCCUGAGAUUUGUCAGCCGGCUGGGCAAACAAUGGAGUCGGCCGGCUCAGGGAGCGUUGUAGCUGGCCGCACUGGGCUGUAUGGAGUCGGCCUGCUCAGGGAGCGUUAUAGCCGGCUGCCCUGGAAGGCAUGGAGGCAGCCAGCUUAGGAAGCUUUGUAGCUAGCCUCUCUGGGCUGUAAUGGAGGUGGCCGACUCAGAGAGCAUGUAGCCGACCACCCUGGAGAGCAUUGAGACAGCGCACGAGAGAGCAGUCUUCCUGCAGCUCCUCUCUGGGCUGUAAUGGAGGUGGCCGACUCAGAGCAUGUAGCCGACCACCCUGGAGAGCAUUGAGGCAGCGCACGAGAGAGCAGUCUUCCUGCAGCUCCUCUCUGCUCCCUCGCGCUGUGUAAUUAUGCCGGGAGUCGGAAUAUGACAUCAUUCCAGCCCCGGCAUUGCUUCAGGAAGAUCACUGCUCCCUCGAACGCAGGAAUAGCAGCCCCACUGGACCCCAGGUAAAGUCCACUCAUCUCUCCCCAUGGUGGGGAGGCUGGGUGGAUUAGAAUUAAAAAUAUGAAGUUGCGAGUGUUAGGGAAAGUUUGUGUGUAUAUGCAUGUUCUCUAUGGGGAAACAUUCAGCACCUCCAUGCAGAGUGUUGACACAGGUCCCUCUAGUGGCUGUCUGAGUGACUGUCACUAGAGGUCUUAGUAGGUAGCAAUGUAAACGCUGGCUCCUAAUUUGUUUAGCUGGCUCCUAACUUCCAAACAAAUUUGUCAAGCCCUGCAUUAACUGACCAGGUUUCUGCUCUUUAGCUCCACCCACUUGUUUUUUAUUGGCUUGCUGUUAAAGAACACUAUAGUGUUAGGAAUACAAAUAUGUAUUCCUAACACUAUAUAGUGUACCCCUACCGAUCUUGGUCAGGUGAGAGUUUUGAAGGUGAGCUUUGUUUACCUUAACUCCCUUUUCUUUCACUGGUCUAACAGCAGCAACUCCUCCUUGGUUGAGAUCUUUAACAUUGGGAGGCUAUUGCAUAUGCACAUCAAAUUGCCACCCUACGCCAGUCAGAUUGUCUCUAGGAAUAACAUUUUUGAGACUAUAGCAUGACUCUGUUCUUACAGGAUAAGCACUUUUGGUGACUGUCAGUAUGACAUCCACUAAAUGUGCAUUUGGUUCCCAUUAUACAGCCCUACGGAAUUUGCUGGCGCUAUAUAAAUAAUAAAAUAAUACAAAACUGCAAUGUUUUAAACUGAAGCUUUCAAACUAGAUGGCCAAUGUGCCCAGGUUUUAUAGUGUCUUGAUUUAAGGAAUAUGACAAUGAGUUCAAGGUGUUGCCUUGGCUUCCGGAUUUCAAUCUGAGGAUGUGCUGGAACAACUCUGGUCCAUGGGUGAUGUGGCUUGGUUGCCUUUAGCGGUCUUUUAAUUUGCAUGUUAUUUAGAUUGUUUAAAAAUAAACUAAAUUAAACAAACCCAGUUUAAAUGCCCACUUCCAUGGAAGUGCCAAGUUCUGCAGAAUUUGUUGGCGCUAUCUAAAUAUAAUGGUUGACUAAACUUCUCUUCUUGAAGCAACUAACUUCCUCCUAAUUUGUCUUCAGCUCCUUCAAUCUUCACCUGCUUGAAGGCAAGCAUUGUUUUUGUAAAUAUUGUAAAGUGUGUGUGUGUGUCCUUUAAACCCUUAAGGACGGCGGGUGUACUAUGCCGUUUGAUGCAAGUUUGACAUCAAAAUCUCAGUCAUAAACCUGUAUCUUUGGGGAAUACACACACAAACAUGAACAUUGUGAAAAUUGUAAAAACGCAUGACCCCUUUCCAGCCAAGGCCAUUGACCAGGUUGCAAUCAAGUUGAAUGCAUGUGUUAAUGUAAAUUAGAGAAAUAAAUGGGUUGUUUUGGCAGGUGAGUGUGGGGUGUGGGCUGGCAAUGUAAAUGAGGGAAUAGUUCACAUGGAUAUGGAAAUGUACUUUGGGUAUGGCAAUCAUUAAAUUAACUUUUUUUGUUGGCACAAGAAAAUCAGGUUAUGUUCCAUCUAAAAGUUAGAAUGUUUUUGCUAAUUUUGCAUGCACAGCGGCACCUGGAAUAUAUUUUCAAUUUUACAAGUCCCUAAACAUUUAUCACAACACUUAAUCAACUUGUUGUGGUCUCACAAUUUUGGUAUAUUCUGAUUGUUGAGCCUUCAUAUUUAGUUUUUGGCUAUAGUUUUAGUUUGUUUUGUUGUUCAAAUCACACAACCUUAGAAAUUGCAUGUACACUGAUUACCACAAGAUUAAAACUACUUGCUUAAUAUCGUAUAGGUACACCUUAUGCUGUUAAAAUAGCUCUGAUGCAUCAGCUCCGCAAGACCUCUGACCAUGUCCUGCGGUAUCUGGCACCAAGACAUUAACAAAAAAGAGGGCAUAGAACGCCUGCUAUCCUUAACACUCCCGGCUGUCCUAUUCGCUUACCUGCUUACUGGCGAUCCCACGCUGGCUAUCGCCAUGGGGGACUUACCUGGCAUCUCAGGGAGUCCCUCUGUGUCUGAUCCGGACCUACUGGGCCAUGUGAUCACGAGGUCCUUGCGAGGACCUCAUGAUCACAUGGACAGAAUAGCUGUCCCUAGCAAUGCCAGCAGGGGGAGUGCAUGGAAUGACAGGCCGUCCCCCUGCUGCAUGAAAUAGUUUAAACGCAGUUUAAAAUUAAAUAUAUACUUAAAAUAUAUAUAUAUAUUUAUCUGUGUGUAUAUAUAUUGCCUCAAAAUACAUGUAGAAUUAUAUUGAUUAAAUCAAAAUGAUCAUAUAUUUAGAAAUAAAAUAAAUAUGUAAAUACGUUAAAUAAAGUGUAAAUUCGUUCUAACUGUAUUUUAAAAUUAAUAUAUUGAUAUCAAAAUACAUUUAGAACGAAAUUAUAUAUAUAUUCUGCAUAAGUAUAUACGUAUAUAUCCCUAUAUAUCGAUAUAUAAAUAAAAAUAAUUUUAAAAAUUCUAUAUUUACACACACACAUAUAUAUAUAUAUAUAUAUAUAUAUAUAUAUAUAUAUAUAUAUAUAUAUAUAUAUAUAUAUAUACAAAUACGUUAAUGAAAAAUAAAAAAAAUUAUUAAAAUAUGUGUAAUUUUGUUCUAAUGGUAUUUUAAAACUAAUAUAUAGAUAUCAAAAUAAACCUGGAAUGAAAUAUAUCUAUAUACACAAAUAUAUACAUCAAUUCUACAUAUAUUUAUGUAAUAUUUUUACAUAAUUAGGUCAUUUUAUUAACCCCUUAAGGACCAAACUUCUGGAAUAAAAGGGAAUCAUGACAUGUCACACAUGUCAUGUGUCCUUCAGGGGUUAAUUACAAUUUGUGGGACCUGCCUGACAACCCAGGCAGAAAAUCCAGAGAAUUUAAUUUGCUAGCACAAUAUUUAAACCUGUAACUUUCCUAAACACCAUAAAACCUGUACAUGGGGGUACUGUUUUGCUCGGGAGACUUUGCUGAACACAAAUAUUAGUGUUUCAAAACAGUAAAACGUAUCACAAUUAUAUAGUCAGUGUAAGUGAAUUUUUUUUUGCAUUUUUCACACACAAACGACACACUGACGAUAUAAUUGUUGUGAUACAUUUUACAGUUUUGAAACACUAUCACACAGGUUUUAAGGUGCUUUCAAAAGUUAGUCAAAUAUAAGGCUUGCGUUUCAUUUUUUUCACAUUGAAAUUCGCCACAUUGGUUACAUUGCCUUUGAGACCAUAUGGUAGUCCAGGAAUUAGAAUUACCCUCGUGAUGGCAUACCAUUUGCAAAAGUAGACAACUCAUGGGGUAUGUUCAGUCUUUUUUUUUAUUUUAUAGCUACUUAGUCACAAACACUGGCCAAAAUUGGCAUUCAAAUUAGUUUUUUGCAUUUCCCCCCCCCCACACAAAUAUAAAUGCUACCUUUGGCCAGUGUUUGUAACAAAGUGGCUACUGAAAAAGACUGGACAAUACCCCAUUUGCAAUACCUUGGGUUGUCUACUAUUGCAAAUGGUAUGCCAUAAAACCUGUAUAUGAGGGGUACUGUUAUUCUCAGGAGACUUCGCUGAACACAAAUAUUAGUGUUUCAAAACCAUAAAAAGUAUCGCAACAAUUAUAUCGUCCGUGUGUGAAAAAUGCAAAACAUUUCACUUUUAAUGACGAUAUCAUCGUUGUAAUAAAUGUUACGGUUUUGAAACACUAACAUUUUGUGUUCAGCGAAGUUGUCAGUAAAACCGUCCCCCCCCCCCACCCCCCAUGUACAGAUUUUAUGGUGUCUUGGAAAGUUACAGGGUUAAAUAUAGUGCUAGCACAUUAAAUUCCUUGGACUUUUGGCCUGGGUUGUCAGGCAGGUCCUACAAAUUGUAAUUAAUAAAAGGACCUAAUUAUGUAAAAUUAUUAUAUUUAAGUUUCUCUUUAUUGAAAUAUUUUUUUACAUUCACAAAUACAUAGAAUUACUUUGGUUACCGUUAAUAUAAAAAAAUGACAAUUAACACGUAACAAGACAUACUUAACAAACAUAACAAUCAUUCAUAAGUUAUUGGUUGGAGUCUAUAUAUUUUACAAAAGGAAAUACGUUUUAAGACAAACCUGUUAUCUGAUAUGAUAAGGAGGAUAAGUAUUUAUUGAAAACGUUCUUUAAUCUUUUUUUAUCCAAUUAUCAAAAUGGUGUAUAUUUUCUAUUAUUAUUUGAAUAUGCGACUCCUCUCUCCAUUUCAAGCUGGAAUAACAAUUGAGCUAUAAACUGUUUCAUAUCUGGCAUUAUUUGAUUCCAAGUUCUUGCAAUUAGUAUUUUCGCUGCUAUAAAGGAAUGGAUGGUCAAUACUAAUUGAUCUCUUGGGAGUCUAUCCCAAUUCAGAUGAAGUAGACCUGCCUUUGGGCAUAUUUUAACUUUAAUAUUGAAAAGCUCCAAAAAAAUAUAUACUGAUUCCCAUAAGGUGCUUAUUUUUAGGCAACCCCACCAGAUAUGUAACAUAUCUUCCUCAUGUGUUAGACAUCUCCAACACAGGGAGGAAUUGGACAAGGAUAUCUUAGCCUGCCUUGGUGGAACUAGGUACCACCUGUGAAGAACUAAAUUUAAGCAGUGUAUUUCUAAGUAAUUUCAUAGGUGAGCACCAAGUCUUGUCAGAAUAUUUGACAUUAAGCUCUUUUUCCCAUUGCUUUUUAACUGUAGGAUGAAUGUCUGAAUACGCUUGUCUAAUUAAAUCAAUAGCAACGGAACAUAUUGAUUUAGUUUCAUUUUUGUCGGAAAUUUUAUAUACCAAAUUAUUUGUCCCCUUCAUUUCUUAAUAAGGACUCAUUUAGAAAUCCUCUUCCUCUCAUGUAAGAAAAGAUUUCUAUGUCCAAAACAUCAAUUUUGGAUUUGAGGUUAUUGCAUGGCAACAGUCUAAUGCUUUGGAGGAGCUCUUUAAUAUAAAUCUCUGUAUGAGCUCUCCAUUUGGAGAGAUUUAGAUCAAGCAUAACUUUUUCCAAAACCCGAAUGUUCGCUUCUUCAAUUGUUUUUGUUUUUUUGGCUAUAUUAAGACAUUUUUUGAUUUGUUGCCAUUCCUCAAUAAGAUGGGAUACAAUAAUAGAAUUGAGUUGAGUUAAAUUAGUCUUAUCGUUAGUUUUAUCAUCCCAAAUCAGAAGGGCUAUAUCUUUCUCUUUUGUUCUUAUUGAUUCUAUCUGAUACCAGGGUUGUUUUCUCGAGUCUGGGAUAUGGAAUUUUAUGAAUAUGGGAAAUAUUAGUGCUAUAUAUCUUUAAUGAGUGGAAAAGCCAUUCCUCCUUGAUUGAUUUUAUUUGUUAAAAUUUGGGAUUUUGGGGGGCGUGGCUAACCACAGAGCAAGAUGGUCGCAUGAAACCUCGCUCCGGCACCUGGGCACCUAAUCUAAUGCGAUCCUAGUGUUGUACACAGCAUCUGCUGCCACAAAAUAACGAUGUCUCACCACAAAGGCAAGAGGAGCUUGGCAAAACCGGACAAGCUCAAUUUUUUUCAGCCAAAAGCAAACUUCUGCGACAAUGGCGACGCAGGCUUCAAAAGAACACAUGGACCCGGAAUCGGAUGAUGGCGCACAAGCUGAUUCCCUGGAAUCGACCCCAGACACAUCACAAAUAACAAAAGCUGAUCUCACAGCAGCCCUGGAAACCCUAUCUAACAAACUCAUCGCAACAUGGCAGCACACAGCAGACUCCAUGCGCAAAGAUAUACAAGAACUGGGUAAGCGGACAUCGCACAUGCAGGACAAAUGUGACGAAUUCGCCACAGCCCACAAUGAUUUGGCCACAACAGUAGAACGCAUGGCAAAAAACAUCAACAAUCUAGAAGAAAAGUUGGCAGACCUGGAAGAUCGCUCGCGUCGAAACAAUCUCCGUCUGCGGGGAGUGCCCGAGGAUGUCUCCAACGACGAACUGCAGGCAUACGUGCGGAACCUACUGCAUACCCAUGCACCGGAGAUACCAACAGACAUGCUACUUGUAGACAGGGUACAUCGCCUCCCGAAGCCCCGGCACCUCCCUCAGACGGUACCUAGAGACAUAUUACUUCGAGCACACUACUUCCAUAUUAAGGAACACAUACUCAGAAGCAGUAGAAUGCGGGCUAAACCUCCGCCCGAAUACCCCACUGUUCGGAUUUAUGCAGACCUGUCGGCUGCCACUCUUCGGAAAAGAAGGGAAUUCUCUCAAGUGACCAAUACACUACGGUCGCAUGGUAUUCGAUACAGAUGGGGCUUCCCCACUAAAUUAAUAGUCACAAAAGUCGGCGACACGACAGUGCUGAACUCUCCAGAAGAGGGGGUAACGAAACUGAUGGCUUGGGGCAUGCCGGCGGAGCCGGCAACAAAUCCUACACACCAAGCAGGUACACUCAAGCGAGACUGGAAAAAAUCCCAGGUUAAACAUUGAACCAGCUGACAAACUGGUCUGCGGACACAGACCCUUUUUCCAUGUACAAACUCUGUAACUCAAUGCAACAGAAGAGAAAUUGGCUGGUCUCCCUCCACCACGGAUGAAAAGGAAUUUUGGAAUGCCCUGUAAUAAACGGUUGCUCCAUGCGGAGUCCUCACAGUUGUGGGUUACCGGACCGGGAUCUUCCGCCACCCCUGUAACGAAGCGUGCGCAGAGCAGUGGCAACUGCGGGGGACCCCGGUCUGGACCUUGACACAGGACGGUGGGACACCAUCUCCCUCUGACUCAUAGAGAUCCCCUUUCCUGACCCUAAGCCUCUGGGCAACAAGACAUUUGCAUCACCAAGUGCUCGUGAUGGCAGGCAAACACGAGGCCGGCAUAGGAAGAUCUGAUCGGGGCUAACGGACAUUGUCAACUGCCAGAGCCAUGAGAGGAGCUCCGAGGGUCCCGUAAGGCAACGGGGGGCCUGCGACCUAGGCCUCCUAUGAAUGUGGACUAUAACUGGGGAAAAUGUUAUGUAGAGCAGAUGAAUGUAGAAAGGGGAGGACGCUAGCGGCGGGAAUGGUGUCUAACCCUCACUGGGUAAAACUGCUGUCUAUACAUGUGCCCAUACUGGGAAGUAUAUAUAGUGAUACAUCAGGUUUCUACACAAACACAGGUUCGAACCAAGCCAGAUAUACAACCUCGGCACAUUGACAAGGAAAACCCCCUCUGGGGGAACUCACUGGUGGCACAUAUGGAAUGGCCUAGCGCCGGCUGGGACCACCCCAAACCCAGCCGACGCUGCGUCAAUGAAAUCUACGCCAGCUGAGCAAAUACACCCAAGCGCACCCCUCACACUACAGCUGCAACACAUCAAGGUACAAAUAGGUGCCCAAAUAGCCACAUUCAUGGUAGAGAGUUCUCUCCUCCACCCCUCAAAUGUGGUACAACCACACACUGUCUCCACGGGAGACACCCUGUAUAUAGUUCAAACUCCCUCCCCUAGUUUAUCUCCCCCAUCCCAAGACAUCCGUGAUCGGAUACAAACUCCUAAAGGGGCAAAUAAGAAUCCUGCCCAACAUCGACACUGGUAUGCCCACAUACCACCAUACAAUAAUGGGUCUGACCCCCACUCACCUCCACUAUUGACACUAAUACUACAACUGCCCCUUCCACGGUACGAAGGGAAAGAAAAUUUAACACUGAACUUUUGUAACAGCAUUAUUCCAUACGAAUCCACAAAUGAUGAAAAUACUGACUAUUAACACCCGAGGCAUAAACACACCACACAAAAGGAGGCUCCUCAUAGAAGAAGCAAACAGCAACAAAACAGACAUACUGUUCAUACAGGAGACACAUUUUGUACACAACAGAGUACCCAUGUUUGCGAGCAAGGACUACCCUACGCAAUUUCACUCCACCUAUUCAUCCAAAUCUAGGGGUGUCUCCUUCCUUAUCCACGCCUCAGUCACAUUCGAACUCCUGAAUCUCAAGAGAUCCGCAAGGACGCUAUUUAAUAAUGCAUUGCAGUAUCAAUAACGCCUUGUAUACAUUAGUGGGAAUAUACAGCCCCAAUACAGACCAAAGGAACUUUCUUCAGAAAGUUUUAAAUAAAAUUCCCACUACCUACCCAUCAUCCACAAUUGUUUGUGGAGACUUAAACCACGUCAUGCAGCCCAGACUAGAUACUACACAGCCGGCUGAGUCCUCAAGAAGUAAAUCCUUAAACAGGCCACAACAUUGUUGACACUCCUCACGGAGCACAAUCCAUACGAUGUGUGGAGAGCACAACACCCGAAUGAUCGGGAAUUCACCUUUUACUCUUCAGUACAUAAAACAUACUCCAGAAUUGAUUUUAUAUUCGUCUCGGGUGACAUACUGUCAAACGCCCUCCAAAGUGAGAUAGGAGACAUAGUCUGGUCUGAUCAUGCCCCGGUAAUGCUGACCUUAACAGAUCAAUUUCAAUCCCGCAUAACAUCGCCGUGGCGCAUGAAUGAGGCUCUUCUACAUAACUCUAACUUUACCACUAAACUCACUGAAGAAAUCACUUCGUUCUUCGCCAUAAACGAGACACCUGAGGUCUCUUUAGCCACGAUGUGGCUGACACAUAAAGCAUUCAUCCGUGGUCUCAUGAUCAGCCAGGCAUCUUAUCUAAACAAACAAGCAAAGACAGAAUACGUAACCCUCAUGAGACAGCUCAGGGACGAAACAUCUACACAAACCCUAAGCCCAUCUACCACCACGCAACAGAACAUAGACCAAAUCAAGAAACGAUUAAAUGACAUUCAUCUCCACAAAACAGCCACGAUAACCUACAGGCUCAAACUCAGAACGUACACGCAGGGAAAACACUAGCAGCCCUCCUACGACAAAAAAGGCAGAACUAAAAAAUCCCCUUCCUCACAAACUCCUUAGGAAACAAGGUGUACAACCCCUGUGACAUCAAUGAUAUGUUGGCGGACUAUUAUGAUGCAUUAUACAAUCUAAAAAAAGGACGAACAUACACACCAACCACUUAUCUCAGACAUCAGCACGUUCCUAGCAGUAACCCACACAACACAACUUACACAAGCAGACAGGUCCUUCUUGGAAGAACCCAUUACUCAGAAUGAAAUAACAAGCACCAUUAAAGCACUCCCAAAGGGGAAAUCUCCUGGCCCAGAUGGCUUUAUCAAUGCCUACUACAAAACCUUCUCUCACAUUCUAACUCCUAUACUAGAAAAACUCGACAAUAAUAUUCUCGAGACAGGCAAAAUACCGCAAGAAAUGCUGUUGGCCCACAUAGGGAAGCCACCUUGCAAAUGUCAAAAUUUAAGGCCCAUAUCGCUCCUAAACACAGACUUAAAAAUACUAGCAAAAAUAUUCGCUAACAGAUUGGGAACACUCCUCCCCAGAAUAAUUCGGGACGACCAAGUGGGCUUUGUGCGGGGCAGGCAGGGCUCGGACGGAACCAGGAAACUUGUUAACAUCCUCCACAACAUCCAGACAUCGGGAGAACCUAGUGUGGCACUGUCGUUAGAUGCUGAGAAAGCAUUCGACAGGCUACACUGGGGAUACCUGGAGGCGGUAUUGAGGAAAUUUGCCUUCCCAGAGGGCUUCAUCACCUUAAUUUCAGCGCUGUACGAUAACCCCACAGCAAAAAUAGCAAACGGUGGCUUUAUUUCCAAGCCAUUCUAGGUCUCUAACGGGUCCCGACAGGGCUGCCCGCUCUCUCCACUAUUAUAUAUACUGGCGUUAGAACCCCUAGCACAACGAAUACGGGACUCCCCAAACAUUAAAGGGAUUACCAUAGGAGGGAAAACGCACAAAAUCACUCUGUUCGCCGAUGAUGUGAUGCUCACGGUAUCGCAUCCUGACACCUCACUACCGCAUCUCCAAAAUAUACUGACACAGUUUGGCAAUUGCUCAUAUUAUAAACUUAAUAUUAGUAAGACACAAGCCAUGGGCCUUAAUCUCACUGCGGGGCAACUCACAAACUUACAAAGCAAACACACAUACGAUUGGAGAAGGGACCACUUGACAUUCCUGGGAAUUCACCUCACGCCCACAAUUAGGAAACUGUAUAAAGCGAAUUACCUUACUUUACUUAGUAAUAUUAAACACCAACUACACAGCUGGAAAGGGAAAUAUAUAUCCUGGACAGGUAGGAUAGCGGCAGCAAAAAUGAUACUACCAAAGCUGCAAUAUUUAUUUAGAACACUCCAAAUCCAACUACCAAAGAAGUUUUUUACUGAAACCCAACGCCUACUAAAUGGUUUCAUAUGGGGAGGAAAACGCUCUAGAGUAGCAGCAGCCACCAUGUAUAAACCCUUCAGGGAGGGAGGGAUGGGAGCACCAGAAAUUAUGGGAUACUACACAGCGGCUCUAAUGGGUGCCCUCAUGACGACCUUCCACCACACUCAACCACCGCCAUGGCAUCAAAUAGAAAUGGCGCAUAUGGGCGGCAUGUCAUUGCCCACCCUGGCCUGGAUCCCCAAACAAAAAAGGCCACGUUACCUAAACGCCUGCCCCACCACGACUGCAACACUUGCAGUGUGGGAUAGAUAUGUUAAAAAACACUAUGCCGCUCAGUAUGUCUCUCCUGCACUGCAAAUCCAAGCGUUUAAUGUCCUAAUCCCUGGAUUUGACCAUGGCCUAUGGCAUGAUCAUGGGAUCAAGUGCUUAUCCCAAAUAAUGACGGAUGGCCACCUGCUGACUUAUGACUCGCUCUCGAACACAUUCAAUUUGCCACCCAGAGCCUAUUUCGCCUACCUACAAAUACACUCGUGGGUGGGGAAACACGUUAAGGUGGAUAGGACGCACCAUCAAGACACUACACUAUCUGUGAUCGAAAAAAUGUGCAUAACCAAUAAGCAGCCGCAAAAAUUGCUAUCUUUCCUAUACAAAACAUUAAAAACCCAGACACCACCAAAAACAUUACACUUUGUGAGAGCUUGGGAACGAGAGUUGAACACAGAUAUACCAGACGAAGACUGGUCCAAAAUCCUGUCGACUCAUAAGCACCUAACGCUGAACACAUCCCAUAUAGAAACUAGCAGGAAGGUGUUAUACCGAUGGUACAUGGUACCAACUAAACUUCACAAACACGAUAGCCAGAAAUCAAAGGCUUGCUGGAGGUGCCUACAAGACCCAGGCACAAUGCUCCACAUAUGGUGGACAUGUCCAAAACUAAAACCCUUCUGGGGUGGCAUUUCUAAUAUUAUUACGGCAUCCACGGGACUUGUCAUACUAUUCUCCCCAGAAGCUUACUUACUACUAGCACUGCCCCAAAAACUGAAAAAAGCGUACCGGUAUCUUACUUACCAUAUCAUCAUUGCAGCGCUCAUGCUCAUAAGCAGAAUGUGGCUCAAUGAAGCAACCCCAGACAUUGACAAAUGUUUAGCCCAGGUGGAAACUACCAAAUCAUAUGAAAUAGCCGCUAGACAGACGAGGGCAGUUAGUGGAGUUUGGCAAACGGCAUGGAGAAAAUGGGAUGAGUGGCGACAGUCAGCCACAAUGAGCAAAUAGUCAAGAAGGCCCUGGAAAGGGAUCAGAGCCACAACAAAACCGAUCACCUUCCCCCCCCCUCCCCACACACCCCCCCUCUCUUUCUCCUACCCCCCACUCCCAGUUCUCUCUUUACAUCACGAUAUGGAACACUGGUUGAGCCUGGAUUAGAGGUUGACGAGUUGAGAGAUCUAGGCAUCGAAGCAGGUUAUAGUUAUGUAAACACAUGUUACGAUAUUACAUUAGUCUCCUCAUUGUUAACUUCAUAAUGUACACUUUACCAAGAAGUGUGAUAGACUUCCCCAAUAUAACCACUGUUCCAUUUCUCUGUAUAUGUAUAUGUGAAACAUGUUUCAAGUACUGAAAAACCAAUAAAAAUUAUACAAAAAUUUGGGAUUUUGUUCUUGGUAUUUUCCCAUUCCAAAUAAAAUUAGAAAGUGAAUGCUGAAGCAUAUCUAACCAAGGUUUAGGAACUAACAAUGAAAUCCUAUUGAAAAUAGAAGCCCAUUUGGGGAUAACAUAGGUUUUUAUUGUAUUGACUCUUCCUCACCAAGAAAUUUCCAAGGGGCACCAUUCUUUCAGAGUUUUAUUUGUGUAUUUUAUCAUUUUUAAAAAGUUGGUCUCCACUAUUUUUUGAGGAUUUGCCGUAAUAGUAAUUCCUAAAUAUUGGAACUUUUUUUUAGGUUUUUUUUUUUUUUUUUUUUUAGUCCAUUGGAAAUUAUACUUCUCUUGAAGAGAACCUAGCAUAUAAGAAUUUACAUUAAUACAUUAAGAUUUCUUAUAGUUUGAAACAGCCCCAUAGUUUUUAAUCUCUUGCAUUAAAUGAGUGAGAUGGCAGGAUCUGUAAUAGAGAUCAAUACAUCAUCUGCGUAUAGGCAUAUCUUUAAUUCUACUUCCUUUAUCAUACCUCUUAUUCCCAAAUUUUCUCUGGUUAUUGCUAAUGUUUGGGCAACCGGGUAAAUACAAAGGACGGCAGGGACGUGUUAUGCCACCCCCAAGCGCUUAGAGCCGGGUCCUCAAGGACGUCAUAGCACUGCCGCCCACGUUAAAGGGUUAAUGUAAACGCUACCUUUUCUAUGAAAAGCCAGUGCUUACUGCUAAAAGUGUGAGGGGACUGACUAUACUCACCAAUGAGCUGUAGUUCAUUGGUGAGUAUAACGUUUAACGUCCACUUUACUAUGAGCUUUAUUGCUGUGGAGAUCUGAUAGAUAUAGAUGUAUAGAGAGAGAGAGAGAGAGAUAUCUCUCUCACCCACACACACCAGCAAUAUGAAGCUUCUAGAAAUGAGUAUUAUUAGGAUAGAAAAGAAAGAUCUGGGCCCAAAAUAGGGACACUUGGAUGAUAUGUCCUCUUAGAAUUAUGUAAUAAAAACAGUCUUGACUGUCACUGUAGCCAUGCAUUUUGUUUUGUUUUUUUCCAUUCCUAAAAUAUUUGCUUUUGUCCAAAGUAAAGUUAAAGUUUAUGGUGUGGUGUGUUUUUUGAGGAGCAGUCAUUAUGCUUCAUAUCUGCUUCACAUCUCCUUAUAUUGAUUGUGUAGGGUUGAAUGUGUCAUUACAUGGAAACUGAUGUAAAUAGCUAAACCUGACUGUGACUUACAUUUUUAUUUAAACUACUUUUGUAGCCGCAUGCGUAUCGACACCUGUUCAUUAUUUCUUACUAGGCUUAUUAUUAUUGAAGUAAAAAAAUCCUUGACUUGGUUUUCCAAUCUCUUAAUGUCCUAAUUGCAUGGUUUCUUCCAUGGACUGACUCUUCAGUGUGUAUGAAUUGUGAAUCAAAAUGCUCAAAUUAUUCUAACUGAAAUAUUUAAGUACAAGUUGUAAAAAAUAUCAAUAUAUAAAGUCAAAUGUAAGUGUAAAAUUUAGUUAUCUGUGAAAAGCAGAGUAAAAUGUUUAGGUUUCUUGCAAAAUUAUGACAUGUCAAACUGUAUGCCAUAGCUCUCUUUUCCAUAUUGAAAUCAGUUCAUCGGUGUCAUUGUGCAGCCCUGCGGAAUUUAUUGGCGCUAUAUAAAUAAUAAAAAAAGUAUGCAACGUUACUUUGGGUUCUAUUUUUUUGCAUAUAUUUGUAAUUGCAUUACAAAGGGUUAAAUACAGCAGGUGGUGCACCACGUUUGAUCACAAUGUAAAUUGUUUUUCUUAUUACAUUAUGCCACUAUCGAUUGUCACUUUAUACUGUUUAAAGUAACCCACAACAAGAUUACUUUUGAUUAGUGCAACUUUAAGACUUUUUUUUAAAAUUCUUUAUUUUUAUUUGUGCAUGUGGUAACAACAAGCGUGCAACGCCACAACAGCUGCUGCAAGUGUUUUCAUCGCAUUUCAACAUAUGGCAGUUUAAACAGCACAAUUUUUUUUAAGAGAACAUGAAAAUAACAGGCUAUGUAACAUUAGUAUCUCUCAUUGACCAUGCUUGGUUAUACGAACUUAUGAUAAAUUUAGUUGCCCUUAAGAGUUACUAGUUAGCUAGAAGUGAGGUGGAAGUAAGACCUAUCAGUUGGCUAUGGAGGAGUAAUAAAAAGGAUGGUAUGUCUUAGAGCUAGGGAACUCUUAGGCUAGUUUAAAUUAAGCUAUUACAGGCUAAACAUACACAUUAGUUGAAGUGAGCUCGGCUAUGCGUGACCAAUCCACUUAUUUAAGCAUGUUAGGCCAACUCUACUUGCUGUGGGGCAUAUUCACUGUAUGUGUUAUAGGGCCAAGCAGGGCCAAACAGGCAGGCAGUAUACAAGUAGCAUCAUUAUAUUUAGGCAUGAGUAUAAUGUACAGGCUGUCUGUGGUGCUUGUGGUUGAAGUGUGUUCAAAACUAUGCCGGUUAACGUUUUUCACGCUAGUGCUCUGAGUUUCCAAGUAGGAUGCGCAGAUCAAAGGGUUAGUUAGUUGGUAGGUGGUAAUCAGAGAGCUCAAGCUAGUCUUUUGCAGAAAAAUUACAAAAACAGAGAAACUUGGAGUUGAGGUACAAUCUUCAUGGCUAGCGUAUAUACGCAAACAUAAGAAAAAGAAAAAAUUUGCUUUCAGGCUGCAUACUAGCAAAGUCAGUCUAGGUAAGCCGCUGUAUUGCAGUGAAUAUGACUCUAGCUGCCAGGUAUAGGCCGGUUAUGAUUUUCAUACGUAGUAGCCUGAGUCUCUGAUCUGUUGGUCCGAUAAGUUUCCCAGGGAGCGGUUAAGGUGGUCAGUGGUGGUGGAGGGUCUGGCAACAGUUGUGGAGCAUCAAACUCGCUGGACCAGAUGGUCAACCAAUGCCUCUAGUCAGGGACGUAUUAGCCGCGAGGCAAACAAGGCAUUUGCCUUGGGCGGCAUUUUUCAGGGGGCGGCAAAAAACGCCGCCCCCCAAAUGCCCAGGGCAAAUUCCUAGUUAGCUUUGCGGCUGACAUCCCGGUCGGGCUGGGCGGCACUGGCAGGCGGGCGGCUGGCGAGGGAGCACUUCCUCUGAGCUGACUGCUCAGCUCCCUCGCGCGCCUCAGAGUGAGGCUGGGAGCUGGAAUAUGACGUCAUAUUCCGGCUCCCAGCCUCACUCUGCGGCGCGCGAGGGAGCUGAGCAGUCAGCUCAGAGGAAGAGCUCCCUCGCCAGCCGCCGCACAGCAGCCAGAGCCGCCCAGCCCGACCGCAGCCACUGGACCAGGGAGAGAGAGCCCCCAGCACUCCCGAAGGUAAGGAGGUUGGGGGGGGAUUUAGAUUAAAAAAAGUUAGUGUGUGUGUGUUUGUCUGACUGUGUCUGUGUCUGACUGUGUCUGUGUGUGUAUGUGUCUGACUGUCUGUGUGUGUUUGUGUCUGACUGUCUGUGUGUGUUUGUGUCUGACUGUGUGUGUUUGUGUCUGACUGUGUGUGUAUUUAGAAGGUGGGGCGGGGGGGAAGGGUUGGGUGGGGGUGGCGCGGGGGGAGGGGGCGCUUGAGUUUUGUCCUGCCUAGGGCAGCACAAAACCAGGAUACACCACUGCCUUUAGUGGACCACUUUAUGCAGUCUCUUUCCUUUUCAGCUGUUGUGUGUCGAGGCUCGAACCUCUGAGGGCUCAGAGUCUUUCUGCUGGGUGGUAGUGAGGCGAGGGUGUACCCCGGUCCCAAGCCCAUGCUGAGAGCCGUUGCUCUGUGCUGCUGGACAGGAAAUCAUUAAAGGACCACUCUAGGCACCCAGACCACUUCAGCUUAAUGAAGUGGUCUGGGUGCCUGGUCCAGCUAGGGUUAACCCAUUUUUUAAUAAACAUAGCAGUUUCAGAGAAACUACUAUGUUUAUUAAUGGGUUAAGCCUUCCCCCUAUUCCCUCUAGUGGCUGUCUCAUUGACAGCCACUAGAGGCGCUUGCGUGCUUCUCACUGUGAUUUUCACAGUGAGAGCACGCCAGCGUCCAUAGGAAAGCAUUGUAAAUGCUUUCCUAUGAGACCGGCUGAAUGCGCGCGCAGCUCUUGCCGCGCGUGCGCAUUCAGCCGGCGGGGCGUAACGGAGGAGGAGAGGAGGCAGAGAACUCUCCGCCCAGCGCUGGAAAAAGGUAAGUUUUUAACCCUUUCCCCCUUCCAGAGCCGGGCGGGAGGGGGUCCCUGAGGGUGGGGGCACACUCAGGGCACUAUAGUGCCAGGAAAACGAGUAUGUUUUCCUGGCACUAUAGUGGUCCUUUAAGUCCCAUGUUCUGCCCUGCCAGCGGAACGCAGGGCUGGGUCGUGUUUUUUCUGCGCCAUGCCAGUAAAUUGUUCCGCUUACGUGGUCGCAGCCGGGAGCCCAUCUGUUCCGUGGAGGCAGUUUCCUCCCGACCCCUCGCCCGGGCAGGCUGCGUGCUUAACUUGGGGAUAGUUGCUGUGCCCAGUGUGGGGCGCCUCUUCCUUCCGUUCCCCGCUCCAGUCAUGCAGUCCGGCUUCCGUUGCGGUGAUACCUUGCUCCUCACUCGGUGGGCUCGAUUCAGUCCGCUCUUAACUGGCAGGGAUUGCUGACUUGUCAUCGGUGUUUGCAUCCUUUCUCUUAAUCUAUGCCAGAAUCUGGUAAAAGCUGCGUCUAUACGCUGCUGAAUGUCGCUGUGAUCUUCCUUCUCAGGUGAGCGUGUCGGCUUGUCUGAUGUGCUUGCUGCCGCCAUUUUGGGUACGCCACAUGCUCUGCUGCCCCGAUGGUGCGGUUCCUCGAUUUGGUUACUUGGCCCUAAAUUGCCAUUCCUGUCGCUUGGUGUGGACCGAGAUGUCCCCCGUCGAGGGGGGGGGCUUUUAGGAGGGGUCCAUUUCCAGGUCAGUCAGCCUGGGGAGUGGCCGUCUCCCCGCUGCCUGAUCUCCGGUAGGCCUCAAGGCAUUUUGUCUGGUACCCGGGGGUUGCAGGCUUGAUUUUGGUAUCGGGUGAUACCCCCGGGUGUACCUUUCAGUGUGUGGCUGACAUAUUUUUUUUUUUGUGGGGAUCACCCCUGAAAAGUGCAUAGUGUAGCUGGAGCUGAGGCUCUGCUUGGAUGCCAGGCUCCGCACCCCGCAACUUUAAGACUUUUGAUCAGUAAAGAGAUCUUGGUAUAAAAGACAAGUUAAUUUAUAUCCAUUGUACAAACUACUGUAGUAAUUUGUUCGCUAUAAUUAUUGGAAUUGAAAUGCUUGGCUUGACGAUCAAGUUAAUAGCUUAAUCUAAAAAUAAACUAUUCAUUGUGGAUGUGUAGGAUUUUAGCUUUACCACUGCAUUUUAGGAGAAAAGUGAAAUUAUCUUUUAAAAAGUAAUUAUUUUGAUACUGAAUCCAGUCAGUCUGUAGUGGGAGUGAAGAAAGCUCAGAUUCUUUACCAUUUUUUUGUGCAUUGAUUUAGUAGUUUUUCUUUACCUGGUUAAUUCUUGAGAGGUUGAGGAAGUUGGGAAUGGCCCCAUAAUGUACAUGAAUCUAUAUGUUAAACUGCGAAAAAGGUUCUCUUCCAUGAUUAUAACUUUUUCAAAUUAUUUAAUCUAUAUGUUGUGUAGUUUGAUAACAAAGCUCUUUAGAAAUCAGUAUUAUUGGACAUCUUCUGGUUCUGACUGUAUACAAUGAUGCUAGAGGCAUGGAGGGAUUUUUUUUUUGUUUAUGGUGAUUUAAAUUUUACAAUUCUUAUGGGUGUAACUCUCUGCUUGAAAUAUCAGAAUAUUCUCUAGCUGAAGUCAAUAGUGGUGGUCAUGAUGCAUGAAGUCUUAUGUUAAGUAUUUCAAUGUGGAACACUGCACAUACUAGAUGUUUAAUUAUGCAGUGUAACUACUUCCAACCGCAUCAUUAGCAGCCCAGAACAAGAAUUUUGAGCCGCUUUUGAGAGUUCUGUGCACUGAAUACGUCCAUCAGCACAAAUAGCAUGCUGGUGACACAUUCAAUAGUGGCAUGGACUUCCCUCCAUGCAGACUUUAAAGUGAACAUGUUAUGCAAAAAACAACUUACUAGAAAUCACUCCCAUAUACAUAUGACACCCUGUAAAAGAUAAAUCUUGACUUACUUUUUCUCCGUGCCAGUGCUGCUCUGUAGCUGUUGCUCUUCAUUUAACACCCACUUUGGCAUUGACUGACAGCUGGGAGAAAAACCUAUUUUUAAAUAGGUUUUUCUCCUAAUCUAUACAUUUGUUAGCACAUUGUGGAGAUGAAAUGUUAUGCUCAAUAGAAUGAGCAUAAAUUGUUUGCGAUAUGACACUCCCCUUUACAUAAUCCCUCAACUUUGCCUUCCUGACAUCCCUCCUCAUGCACUGAGGGGAAGUGAUGUCAUGGAAGGUGGAUUUGCAGGUAAUUAUCACUCUCCACCAAUCCAGUGGUGCUUCUUGAGAAGUAUUGAUUAAAGUUAUUUAUGAGAAGCCCAGAAUCCAAAUCUUUUCUAUGAGAUGCAUUAGCUGUGUUCACUGCCUUUAUGCAGUGUUGGAAGUUCCUCGAAAAUUAAAGAUUUAAAGGAGGAAAGUGGCUCUCUGGUUCACAGAUCACAGACAUGAAGCAUGUUAUCUGCAAAAUGUAAGCAUUAUUAUUUCUUAUGAAUUGCUGUUUUACAUUGUCAGCGAAAGGGGACAGAAUCUAUGUACCAAAACCACUAGAUUAAGCUGUAGUUGGUUUGGUGCUUAGAGUGAACAGAUUUUCAGAAAGAGGUAUAGUCUCCCUUUUUUCUUAUCAAUACAUUUUAAGAUAAACUGAUUUAAAUAAGUUUAAUAGUAAAAAAUAAAAUCUAAAGUAAAUUUUAAUAAUGUAGGCUUAAAGGAACAGGAUAGUGUCAGGAAUACAUAUGUGUAUUGCUGACACUAUAGUGCCUGUGUGACUGUUUAGGGGAUUUUACUCACCUUUUCUCCUCCGCCAAGCUGGUCUCGCUAUGGGUGGCCCUGGCUCCAUUGCGGAGAUUAUCAAUCUUGAUAAUCUUAGCCAAUCCAAUGCUUUUCCAUAGGAUUCGGAGGCUAUUGUGCAUUUGCAGAAAAAAGCCAAUCGUCAUCCACUGAAAAAGGCAUUGAAUCAAUACAUCUCUAUGGUAUGAAUUAAGCGCCUUCAGGCAGAGUGCAGGACAGGCUAUAGAGACCAGAACUACUAUAGUUGUUUUGUUGACUGUAGUCUCUUUAAAUGUCAUCAAUACAUUACAAUAAAACCAUUUUUUUAAAUUUUUUUAUUUAUGCAAGGAACCAAUCCUGUCUGCAGGAUACUGACAAAGGCUUAAAUGUCCUACUUGUGUGUUUUGUUGUCAUAGUAACCCGGAUCAAGGGCAUGUAUGAAGACAAAUGCUUUACUAGUACAAUGUUCUAAGCAGCCCUUACAACAAGGCCAAAAAAAAAUAAAGAUUGUGCAUUGAAUGCUUAGGUUGUGUUGUGAAUAAAUAUUUUCAAAUCCCAUAUUCUGCCUUUAAGGCAGAAUGUAUAAAGUUAGAAGGAUGUGUCCAGAAGUGGCUUUAUUUUCUCAAGAACAGGAAGUAUCGAAAAUCAGCUUUAUCUGGCUGAUGUAUGCCAUAAAAAUUAGGUGGAAAUAACAUGCAUUUCUUGCUUUUAUAUAUUUUUCAUUUGGUGGAUCAUUUUUGAAAGGUUGGAAGAAAAACUGCAAUCUUUGAAUUUUUAAACUAGUAGAUUUAAAACCCGGGGAGUCAGGGAAACAAUAACCACAACCUGAUUCUCUACAUCUCUGUGCAUACAGAAAGGAAAAAUAAAGUGUAAGAACUGAUAUUUUCUGAGUUGCAUACACUGCUCUGCACAGUGAAUCACUCUAUAUACAGACUAGCAACCACGCUGCUCUGCACAGUGAAUCACUCUAUAUACAGACUGGCAGCCACGCUGCUCUGCACAGUGAAUCACUCUAUAUACAGACUGGCAGCCACGCUGCUCUGCACAGUGAAUCACUCUAUAUACAGACUGGCAGCCACGCUGCUCUGCACAGUGAAUCACUCUAUAUACAGACUGGCAGCCACGCUGCUCUGCACAGUGAAUCACUCUAUAUACAGACUGGCAGCCACGCUGCUCUGCACAGUGAAUCACUCUAUAUACAGACUGGCAGCCACGCUGCUCUGCACAGUGAAUCACUCUAUAUACAGACUGGCAGCCACGCUGCUCUGCACAGUGAAUCACUCUAUAUACAGACUGGCAGCCACGCUGCUCUGCACAGUGAAUCACUCUAUAUACAGACUGGCAGCCACGCUGCUCUGCACAGUGAAUCACUCUAUAUACAGACUGGCAGCCACGCUGCUCUGCACAGUGAAUCACUCUAUAUACAGACUGGCAGCCACGCUGCUCUGCACAGUGAAUCACUCUAUAUACAGACUGGCAACCACGCUGCUCUACACAGUGAAUCACUCUAUAUACAGACUGGCAGCCACGCUGCUCUGCACAGUGAAUCUCUCUAUAUACAGAUUGGCAGCCAUAGUGUGUGUAAAUAUAUAGAGGGAUUCACUGUGCAGCGCAAUGUGUCACUUAGUAUAUAGUGGUAUUCACUCUGCAGAGCAGUGUGUGUGUAUACACACUUUUUUCCUCCCCACAACUCUGUUGGUAUGUACUUUACAAGCAACUUCAAGCCUCCAUAGCAAGCCAGGACCAACCUCAUGCUGAUUAACAACGAAACAGCUGUCCAUGAAUGGUUCACUGGCUUUGAUCCUCUUCCUGAGUUGUGUUUCAAAGCUGUUGUAUACAGCAGACACAUACUCCAAGGACUCCAUGGAUAAAGUGGAAUUAUGAGGCACAAAUUUGGUUUUGUUAUGCUCAUUUGCAUAUGCCUACCCAGAAUCCCUUGCAGUAGUGAGAGCACUGUUAAAGUGGGCUUGACUGGUGUGUGUAUUUGUGUUUAGCAAUGCUAUAUAUCUAUAUAUAUCAUGUCUUCUGGGACACGUUAUUUGCACUACAUGAAAAUGCUGUCCUGAAUUAUGGAUAAUCUAUAUGCUGCAAGAUUCCUGAUCACCUGAUUUACUGCAUGUAGCCUUUGACUUCCCUUUUUGUGAUUUGCUUAUCAAUUUGUGUAUAAAUAAUGCUUACCAGAAACCACGGUGGACAUGGUUUCCGUAUAUAUCCCCAACAAUAUUAUAUGUUGCCGCAUUACCAUGACAUUGCUUAUACUGUGUCACCUUCACGUUGCAGCCAUGUUGCCACUUUACAUACAUACACUAGCGCGCUCUUUAAUUCAAGCACAGACACACUGACUGUGGGCAGAGUGUGGCAGUGAUUGUGUGGUUGGUAAAUUGCUUUGGAAAUAUCUGACUUGUACUAAAUCAAUAAGAACAGAAUUUCCUCUAACCAAUUAGCCUUUUAAAUGACACUCAUUGUCAUGCACCACUAUAGGCUAGGAUACUUUUGUAGGUUUUGUUUAAAACUUGUUACAGAGACUGUAAAGCAUAUCAGCAUAUAAAUCAUCAGAAUAUCCUAAUAAGAGUUUUCCUUUGUAAUAGAAUUUUAUUUUUAUAAACAAUAGUGACAUUUAUUUAAAAAAAAGUACUUACCUGACCUAGGAUGGGCCAGCACAGAUGUACUAUUGUUAUUGCAAUCAAUAAAUGUAUUGCAUUGAAAAAUGGGUUAUUCACUAGUGUUACUACAUAAUUCUAGUGCUUGAAUCCUGGUGAUUUGGUGGGCAGCAAUGUCAUCUAGGCAGUUCUUGUUGGUACAAAUUAAGCAGUUAUAAUUUUCUUUUCCUGCAGACAGGAUGAGAUGUCUGACUCAAAGGCAAAGCCUUUGAAUGAGACUGUCUCAAAGGGAUGCAUGUCUCUUUUAAUCAUUUAAAAGCUAGUCUCUUAAAAAUAAACUGUAAGUCAGUUCACUAAAACCACAAGUGAAUAAAAAGCCGAAUUUAAUAGUUUGGGCACAAAUUCGUCAAAUCUUGCAUAAUCACAACUUGGUUCGUUUACCAUUCAUUUCGCAAUUUGGUUUUCAAGUCACUACUUUGAUGUUAAAAGCAGAAAAUAUAAAUUUAAAGCCACACAAUAUGCAUACUACCACGUAGACCGCAUCAUUUUUAAUGUAGUACAAAUUUUAUGGUAAGGAGCCUCCAGAUAUUUUAAUGUUUAUUUGCUGAUUCACAACAGCAGUGUCAAAAUAAUGUUAUUUGCUGUUAUUUAGCUAUGCUGCAGGAAUCCUUAUCAAAAUAUAUUUUUUUUUCCUUUGACUGCGUUGAAAUGUUUUAAAUUCCAGUAUAAUCAAGAUGCACACGAGACAAAUCAGGUACUGAUUUAUCUGAUGUAAUUUGCAAUCUUAUCAUUUUCCAUCAGUCUUUGCUCACAAAAUGUCUGAUAGUUCAAGGCACCGUAUUGCGUGAUGGUCUACAGAUUCCUGGAAGAUCCCCGUAAUCUUGCAGAAUCCUUCAUAGACCCAUUUUUUGUGUGACAAAGAGAAAAUUGCCAGGAGCCAAAGAAUGGUGAAUCACAGGAGGGACUGUUUAGGGUCCCCCUCAACCAUCUCCGCAUUAGCAGGCAUUAACCGUGUUAAGGUGUCUGCAAAACAAUGCAAAGACCCUACAAGUGACAGCGGCUUUAAAGUAAAUAAUGCGUGAUGUGACACCAGACAGCUCAGGGUUUAAACAUGACCUGCCUGUCUGGCUUUACAAGUAAUCUAGAAAUGUGAUUGUUUAUCUAAUAAGCAUGAGUGUAAAUAUUUUAUUGUCUUUUCUUUCAUGAUUUAUACUUUUUUUUUUUUUUCUACUCAAGCUGUCAAAAUGGCAUUUUGCUUUUGUUUGGAAAGUUUCAGAUCAAAAGAAAAUAAACACUGUGCUUUUUUCUCUUGGUCACUCUAUACCUGAUUUAGUAUAUAUUUAAUUUCAAGUGUGGUUAAAUGAUCAGUGUCCAUAGCUCUCAAACAUCCAUGCUUUUUUGUAAAGUUUUAACCAAAUUUUAAAUAUUUAUAAUGUAAUUUACUAUUUUUUAGUUCUGCUUAUGACAAUGUCAACAAAGUACGAGUUGCCAUCAAGAAAAUCAGCCCAUUUGAGCAUCAAACAUACUGCCAGAGAACACUGAGGGAGAUCAAAAUCUUGUUGCGUUUUAAGCAUGAGAAUAUUAUUGGAAUCAAUGACAUUAUCCGGGCUCCAACUAUCGAGCAGAUGAAAGAUGUGUAUCCUUUUUAGUUUUUAUUAGGUUGUAGAGUUUGAAAAUGUUUAUCUGUUUUACAACUUAUAUUGCAUUGCUUGACCUAUACGAAAUACUCAUGAUCAGCAAUGGUUUUCAUGCUAAACCUUUUUUGAUAUAUUUUUAUUUUUUUUAAAGAACACAUUUAUGAUGAAAAUUUAAUUGCAAUGUACUAGUCAUUUUCAAACAAUCUAAAAAAAACAAAAAAAAAAAACAUGCAAAAUCUCCCAGUACCGCUUUAAGCACACAUCUCUAGUUUGGAGCAGAUUGUGCAUUAUUUUUCCAGGAGUUAAAAAUUUCUAGUUGGAAGCCACAAGUUUACAGCCUUGACCACAAUACAAAUUGCCUACUGAACAAGUUGAGUGGUUUAUGUGCGGAUAGCCUGCUCAAAACAAAUGGCCAGAGGAGCCCAAUGGAGAGUAUAGAUGACUUUUUCCAGUAUAGCCACUUUGGCCUAAAAUUGUAAAUUCAUUUUGCAUUAUCCUUGAAUCCUAACUUGAGUGACUGUGUAAGUGCAAUACAUGACAAUAUUUUUUGUUUUUAAUAUGAAUAUUCGUUACAAAAGUUAAACUCUAAAAAAGUAUAUGUAGAGCUGCAUGAUAUCAAAAUGUUACCAAUUUGUUUUGUUUGCAAUCAAACAACAAUUCCAAACAAGAACAAUACUUGGGCAUAUGCAACUAAGUAUUUUUAAUGAAUAUUGUAGUUCGCAUAGGAUACCUAGCCAAUACCAUGGCCUUAAUGAAACCACUUAAAUAUGUAAACAAAUAGGCCAUUCAUAGCACCCAGCUGUUAGUAACAAGGCGCAGUGGUUAUAGGGUUUGGAGAGUUCCUUUAUUUUGUAUAGCUUUAUUUUAUUCAUUUUUUUUUUUUUGUGUGGCUAUAAUAUAAGAAGCAUAAGUUGAAAAAGUGUGACCAAUAAAUAACAAACAGCUCUUCAAAAUGCACUUGUAUUGUAACAGAGCUCCUUGUACUCUGACUGAGUACCCUCUGUUGACGGAUGCUCCUAGCGCUUCCUGAGGACUCCAAGUGCUGCAGCAGACACCACAACCACCGCAGACUCCGCAACCGCCGUAUCUUGACUGGAGUCUCGCCGUCUUCCUUCCACCCUGGAUCAGCUUCUGUCCUCCAGGACUGUGUGGGAAAGAACUCUUCCUUCCACCCUGUAUGAACCUCCAGCAUCCAGGACUGUGUGGUGAAGACCCCUCCUCCAAGGAGAGCGUGUCAGGAACAAGCUCUUAAAAGAGCUAAGUGACUCAAGCUCAGGGGAGCAUGCAGAGCAUAGCAAUCCCCAGUGUGAUUAUAACAGCUCCCUCCAAUAACGAGACAAGGCUACAUUUAGAGGGAUCAAGAAGAACUGUCAAAACCUUUAUUCCCUUGGGACCAGCCAAUAGGUCACCACAAUAACAUUGUUGUGAAAACUCAAUAAAAUCACAAACAGUCAAACCAAAUCAAGCAACACACAGUGACUUAUCACAACACAAUGGCACAUUUUUAAAGGGGUAGGGGGAGACAAUAUUUAACAGUAAAUAUCUCACCUGCCUGCAGAAUUAGCAAUAUGCAAAUCUACCCGAAUAUGCAAAUGACCAUGUCUUGCAAUUCAGGUAGUGCAUAUUGCUGUUGCUACCAACAGAGGGCACUAGACAAGCUCCAUAGCCAAACCCACCUAGUUGGUAGCAAACCUCAGCAAUACAAGAGAGCAGGCAAUACAUUACACAGUACACACACACACACACACACUAUAAACAGACAAUUACAUUACACACACCCUGCACCUAUAAUGGGUACAGGGUGACUAAAACAUAAGAUAAAUAAAGCAGCCUACAUAAAUAGUCUGUCUGAAGGUAGACUAGGAGCUUUAAAGCCAGAUACAUAAGAGUCAUAGUCACAGGGGAGGAGGCUGGCAAGUAGGCCUCUCCAGGACCAAGUGGCGAAGGGCACUUCGUCACAUGUAUAUUUUCAAUUAUUGGUAUUAUUCUGAUUGUCAUUUGACACAAACUUUAACUGUUGAUGCCAGUAUGCCCAGAUGUGAAUAAAUAAGAUGGGUUCUCCAUAUAAAGGAAAUAUAUAUAAAUGUAUUUCAGACAAACUGUAGUCUCACAGAAAUUGAAGUCUUUAUCUACAAUGAGUAGAACACAUUUUAAGAUGCACCACUCAUCGUUCCAGUUCAUCUCACAUUGAAUUAGGGCCGUUUGCAACAUUUUGUUAUAGGGCAUGCACUGGAAAAUGAAUCUGUGUAUCCCAUCGGGGAAACAGAUUUGCCAUAUUAUUACAAGUAAAUAUUUCAACGAGAUGAAGUGACUAAAACAAAUAAGUUUGUCAAAUUGCAUGGGCACCAGGCAGGCAUUCAACCUGGCUGGAAAUAAGGAGAUUGAUGUAAGUAUUCAAAAUAAAAAUUGAAUAAACACAAUUUGAUAAAGAUUUCUGUAGAAAUUAGCAGGUUCACACACAAAAUGUAGGGAUGAUGUUUUGCAACCUUAACUAAAAAUCUUUCAGGUACAUUGUUCAGGAUCUCAUGGAGACAGAUCUUUACAAGCUUCUGAAGACACAGCACCUUAGCAACGACCACAUCUGUUAUUUUCUCUACCAGAUCCUGAGAGGACUGAAGUACAUCCAUUCAGCCAAUGUUCUGCAUCGUGACUUGAAACCUUCAAACUUACUGCUUAACACUACCUGUGAUCUCAAGGUAUGAAGGCAGGCAGUUUCAAAUUGUUUUCAGUGUUGAUGCUUUUUCAGAAAGUAAGAAGUCCGGUUUUCCAUACUUCUUGGUAAAAAGUUUUAGAAUAACAAAAAUGGAAAGGCUAUGUCAAUCUUUACUAUGAAAGCUUUGCUUUGGGGCUUAAACUGUUAGAAAUCAGUUUAGAUGAGCGCAUAGAUGAGAUUGUGUAAAGCAGGAAGCAAGGUACUAGCUGAAUUUCCUAUUUAACAAUGUGUAGGCAAAUUCUGUAAAUUUACGGGAACAGGCUUUGUACAGCGUCGACAAGUAUACACAGCCAUUAAGUAAAGCAUUGUUGAUUAAUAAAUUUGCUUGCUAAAGAGUGGUCAUUUAUGUAGCAGGGGUAUAAUACGAUGUAAAAAUAGCUUGAGAUGAAACAGGUGAAAUUUACACCCGUUUAUUACUAAAGAUAUAUUUCCCUGGUGGCCACUUAGGUUCCCAGCCCACACCUGUAGGGAGAAAAUUAAAGUAGUUUUACUUAACGCACUGCUGUCCUGUCAUCAAGAUCUGUGUUCUCAGCAAAUCUAACGCUUUCCAUUGGAACACAUUGGGAGGCUAGUGCACAUGUGCAGCAGAAUGCCACUCUGCGCUGAUCAUAUCUUAAUCUUGAGACACAGUUUUCUGGGUACCUGUAGUGUCCCUUUGACAAUAGAUGCACUUCUAGUUACUAUGGUACAUACGCGGCAUCAAAGUAGCGAUUUGGAACGGCUGCUCAGUUCAUACCAGAAAUCAUCGGUCACGGACAGCAGAUUUAAACUCUUGUUUUAUAUCUACAGAAAUGCGUACUUGUACGGUUGCUGUAAUAAGGCCACCUCCACAAAGUGAUUAUUUUUCUUCUCAAAAAUAUUAUUCCCCCCAAAACCAUUUUUUACUUUAGAUGUAAGCAAUAGGCAGACUUUCAUGUUGCAACAUUUAAAGGUUACACCUCUGUGAGCCUCACACCAGCCCAACUGAUUUAUUGGUUUUAUUCAUCUCUGUCCAAGAAUAUUGGAACACAUGAAUAUGCUUCAUAUCUUAAUGGUUUUGAUGCACUGUAUUUUCUCCACAGGUAGUUUUGAGCCAGAGUCCCGGGAAUUUGAUUCUGUGAGGAAUGCAGUGUUUGUUCUGAUUUUUUUAUUUUUUUUUUAAAUCAUAUAAACAUCUAAAACAUCCAACUGAUAUGCUUUCCAGCUUUGUAUUUUAAUACACAUAUCGAUUUGUAUGUUUACUUCUUUUGAAACCUUCACGCUGUUUCUUUGUUUGUAAACAGAUUUGUGAUUUUGGGCUAGCCCGUGUUGCUGACCCAGAUCAUGAUCACACUGGUUUUCUGACAGAGUAUGUUGCCACUCGCUGGUACAGAGCUCCUGAGAUCAUGUUGAAUUCCAAGGUAAUGACACUUCCACAUCUCGCUGAUCUGUAGAAAGGAUAGCUUAUGCUUUUUACAUAUAUGAAACUUGGAUAUAUAUACAGGACCAGUGUUACUGCACAUUAUGACUAUCUAGAGCAGUGGUCCCCAAACCAGUCCUCAUUGACCACCAAUUGUCCAGGAUUGAUGUAUAUAUUUUUUUUUUUAUUCAAAUGGAGAAGUGGACAAAACCUGGACUGUUGAUUGUCUGUGGGGACCACUGAUCUAGAGCAUAGGUUGCUGUUAAAAAAAAAAAUUAAGGAUGUUUGUUUUUCUUUUUCAAAGACAAUUUAAGAAUAUUCAUUGUACAGAGAUUUGCUAAAGUGCUCAUAUUUCUUCUCUACAUAAAUGUAUGCAUCAUGUAAAUACCCCACACUCAGUGUAAAUAAACACACUUCAUCCCACUCAGUAUUUCGCCAUUAUGAAAGGGACAUCAGCUGAGCAGCUUGGCUGACAUACGGCAGGGUCUCUGCUGUCUAAUAACCGAUAGAGUAAAGCGGAAGCUUGACGGUUAGGAGCAAGACUGUUGGUAUGCUGCGUUUUAAAUGCAGUGGAGGACUUUGCCAAAUGAGCUUAUGAGAAUGUUAACAGUACCCCUUGUGAGGAAUAAUAUCCUGCUGCAGUAAGAACAGUUGCUGGAGAUUGUACAUUGGCAGAGACCAGUAUUCAUUUGCCUGGUAGCAUACUCUUCUCCGUAAACGUGGGUACGCAUGAAUAAAAUAAAUUGAUCGUUACCAGAAAAGUACCUUCCAGUCAUUGUGCUCCAUUUCAUCCUCACUCAGGGAGCAGCAUUGCAGUAAUGUAAAAGAGCACACAUUUUAGCCUAGAUUUACCAUCAAGGGGUUUGCUAGAACAUUGUUUACUUUUGAAGUGCAAAGAGUUAAAGCUUGUAUGAAUUUUUCUAAAAUCAAUCCAAAAUUACUCACGGUACCUGUAAAACUAUGCGCAUGUCUUAAACAAAUUAUUUCACUCUGUUUUUGUAUGUCUGUGUAUGUAUAUAAUAUUCGUUAACCAAAAAAAGUGAAAAAGUGGGGAAAUGUGCAGCAGUUGCAUCCUUGAUAGGAUUAUUGAAGCUAAAUGCAAACUGUAUUCCUCCACGUUUGCAUGAGGUCUGUGUCAGCAUCUUAAUCUGAUGUAAUCAGCAGACACAUGUAAAAGUUUUUAUUACAGAUUACAUUUGAGGACCUGCGUGGAGUCCUUAGCAUCAAUAGUCUAGCACUGAAUGCUGUACUAGUUAGUGUUUAUUGUAAAUGUAGCCUGUUAAAUCCGUGUAGACUAAAAUUAGAUGACAUAUAAAUAAUAGCCUACAAAAAGGUUGAGUUUUUAUUUUAUUUUAAUUUUAUUUUUUAUACUAGUGAAGGUGCCAUGGAUGUGCCAGGGUUGCAGGUCGCUAUAACGUAUAUUGGCAAAACAGUCAAUGACUUGUAUUCUGAACAUUAGACUGACUAUUUAGGCAAACUAGAAACAUUGUUAUAUUCAUUGGAUCUAACUUUUUUUUUUUUUUUUUUUUUUUGCUGAAUGCUUGUUCUAUCCAUUUCCUCUGCAGUGUAUGUUUUCUGCUAAUAUAUUCCUGUUUUCAGGGUUACACCAAGUCAAUUGAUAUUUGGUCUGUUGGCUGCAUUCUGGCUGAGAUGCUUUCCAACCGACCCAUAUUCCCUGGGAAACAUUAUCUUGAUCAGCUCAAUCAUAUUCUUGGUAAGCCCAACAAAGGGAAAAGAUUAUAGAAAUGUAUAUUGUUGGAGGACGACACAUCUUUUUAUUUAUCUACUCUUUUAGGCAUUCUUGGAUCUCCCUCACAAGAGGACCUCAAUUGUAUAAUCAAUUUGAAAGCUAGAAACUAUUUGCUUUCUCUACCGCACAAAAAUAAGGUGCCAUGGAAUAGACUGUUUCCUAAUGCAGAUCCCAAAGGUAAUAUCGCUUUUGUCACACUUUAAAAAUGAGUACUUCCCACAUAAAUUCCUAUUAUUGUUUCCAGAUGAAAUAGUGCUAUGGAAAUAGUUGAUAGUUUAGUAACCAUGACCGUGUGUUUAUAGUUUGUGCCUUUUUGAUACUGCAGCCAUGUAGUUCUUCAAAGAAUGACACCUCAAACAUGUCACUAUGUUCAAAACACUGUGAAAUUGAAGUGGCCCAGGACAGGAGCGUGGGCUUUGAGGCAGGUUUUAAUAGUGUGAGUAAAUGUUGUAAAGUUACAUGUGGGAGAUUUGAGCUACUGGUUGUUAAAAUUAUAUUUCUUUGCAUUCAUGUAUUGAGAUAGAAACUUUGACUUGAUUAAAACCAAAUCUGACUAGAUAAUAAGAAAUCCAAGUAAACUUGGUUUGCUCAGAUGUUAAUAUAGUAGUCACUCAAAGUAUUUCACCUCUAGUACUUGGGCAAAGAAUAGCUAUAAAAUGGCAGUUGCUUUGCUACACGUGAGGCUUCAUUGUUGCAGAGUUAAUAACAUAAUGGGGAGCUAAUGGAAUUUACUUUUUGGCUCAGCUUCUCCUAAGAGAAAAUAUUCUGAGAUCCAUGGAAAAGGUAUUUUUUUAUAAUUAUCGUGGCAUCCUGGUUACAUACAUGUGAGACAGUUUUAAUGCGGUCUAGUGGAAUCUUCUGAGGUAUAAAUUGUUGCACUGGAAGCUUUUGCACAAAAUUCAACACUAGUGCACCUGACAGUAUUGUUCAUGGCAGUAUGUCAAAAUCUCUGACUUCUUGAGUUGAAUGCAGAACCUGAAAAUGAAGCAAGUUCUGCAGAUUUUUUUUUUUUAUAUGCAUUUAAGUUGACCAGGUGCCUGGGGUUUCAUCCGUUUUUUGUUUUGUUUUUGUUUUUGAAACCGUUAAUAAAAAGGAAGUCUCUUGUUUUGUCAAGUAGAGAUUCAACCCUACUGUGCCUUGAACUUUCCAGCCAUGAAUGUAUAUUUUGUUUUGUGUUGCUAAUAAUGUACAUGACCUUAUCUUACAUUUAAAUGUAACAUGGAUAAAAUAUAAUCGUACCAAAGAUGUGCUGUCACUUGUUUGGGAACCACUAGAGUUAGGUAUGCCACGUUGCCUUAUAUUCCUUGCAUGAAAUUUCAAAGCAGUGUUGAAAUGUCCAGACAGUGGCCAUACCAAAAUACCAUAGGAUAUUGAAUGAGGCUUGCAACAUGUAAGCAGCACUUUGUUGUUUUCUUUUCUAGCCUUGGAUUUGUUGGAUAAAAUGUUGACCUUCAAUCCCCACAAAAGAAUUGAAGUAGAAGCUGCUUUGGCUCACCCUUAUCUGGAGCAGUAUUAUGACCCAAGUGAUGAGGUAACUUCAUUAUAUUCAAGUUGGAUUUCUGUUUAUGCAGGAAUCAACUAUUUUCUCUUAAACGGCAAAUGAGAAUUUUAGAUCAUAAAUACACCAUUGUACACAAUAUCAUAAAGUUUUCUGCCAUUUUAUGCAUUCAUCCUACCUAAGUAAAGCACACACAGAAAAAGAAAGGCGCAACACCAAGCUGGAGGGAAUGCCCACAACCGUAGUGAAAAUAAACUCCAUAAAACUAUCAUCAUUCUGAUAAGGACCAUCAAGCCGAAGGCCUCAGGUCUUUGGUAGGCCCGGAUUGGGUCAUCCAUCAAAUGUGCUUCUCUUCUAUGAAGAACCAAGCGCCAAGGCCAGGAAAUCAAUGUUUUUUUAUUUUGUAAACUUUUUUUUCAAAUCCGGUCCUUCCAUUUUCAUAUAUUCCUUCCCAUUUCAAAUAUUCCAUCGGUUUUCCCUUUCACUAUCCAGGCAAAGAAAUUAUUUUAUUUUUUUCUCCCUUUGCCUCGUCUAUAGAUUUUGUUUAUUACCCCAGUAUUUUAUUUCAUUCUUCACCAAGCCCACCUUACUGAUCUCUAAAUCCCACGAUCCUCACACUCCUGAUUUGGAGAAUGCUGCAGAGCUCCAUGACAUGACACCUUAUCACUAAAAUUUACACCAACUGGUUUCGGUCUUCUCCUUCACCUGGAAGAUGUUGAAUGGGUCAUUUUCUGUAGGCCACAUUUCCUUUUCAACAUAAACUAGUUGCUGAAUUAACAGGGUGUGGAUGGUUUUGCUGGAAUUCAGAUAUUUACAAACUGUUAAAGCUCACUCGUGUGAAUUUAGGUAGGACUUAACAUUAUCUGUAAAAAGGUCAAAUUGGCAAAGGUAUUGCAUAAUUAUUUUGUAACUACAAUUUCAUAUUUUUUUUUUUUUUUAAUAGGCUUUAGAAAUAAAACACAAACAUGUCACAGUCCUCUUAUCCGACUCGCCCUUUCCCUCCUUCUCUCCCUCCCCUUCCCCCUCCCAACACCAGGUCAAGUCUCUCCAAACACUUUGCUAGUUUAAAUUUAAAGGCAUACUUAAAGUGAGCAUCUUGCAUUGCAAUUACUAUUGACUUGAGGAAAUACUAUCUUUGAUUAUUUUAUUCAUUCAAUGUGUAAUUGCACCUUGACCAUUGGAAAUUUGAGCAGGGACCUGGUCAUCUUGGUUUCUGUUCACAUUGUGUUUCUGCCUUGCAUCCCUGCUGUAAAGCACAAUAGAAUAUGUUUGCCUUAAUUUGUAUUUUUUUUUCAUUAAAUUUUUUCUUUUUUCUUUUUUUUUUAACCUAGCAGGGUCAGGAACACAAACAUAUAUUUCUGACCCUAUAGUGUUAAAACCACCAUCUAUUCUCCCCGACCCCCCCCCUCGCCUCGCUAAAUAUAGUAAAAUCUUACUUGUAUUCAAGCCUUCAGCUGCUGGUUUUGUCCCUGUUUGCCUCAGGACAGCAAGCUGUCUGCUGACAUAAUCAGAAGUUUUCUGAGCCAAUCACAAUGCUUCUUCAUAGGAUUGGCUUAGACUGGGAAGGGGGCAGAGCCAACACAAGUCAAACACAGCCCUGACCAAUCAGCAUCUCCUCAUAGAGAUGAAUUAAAUCAAUGACUCUCUGAGGAAAGUUCAGUGUCUGCAUGCAGAGGGAGGAGAUAUUGAAUGUUGUGAUUCAAACUAGGCAAGACUGAGAUAGGAAGCAGCUCUAGCAGCCAUCUGAGGAGUCGCCAGUGAUGUUAUCACUAGGCUGUAAUGUAAACACUGCAUUUUCUCUGAAGACAGUGUUUACAGCAAAAAGCCUGAAGUGAAUAAUUCUACUCACCAGAACAAAUGCAAUAAACGCUGUAGUUCUGGUGACUAUACUGUCCCUUUAAAAUGUCUUGCAAUUAAAAAUGUGGAUUUAAGGGAGAUGUGGAAAAUUUAGUUUAUUUAAAGGGAUACAAUAGGCAGUAUAACCAUUUCAUCUCUUUGAACUGGUUAUAGUGCCUGAAACCUCUUGUCGCUGUCCCUUUUUCUGAGCAUUUUGACAUUAAAAUGAUGCUGGCGUCCCAUAACCCAUCCCCCACUUGUGCUACCUUUUAGUCAUACCAAUUCAUACAGUAGUGUGAAAAAAGCAGUCAGUGGACUCUCACCACAGCCCAUUGCUACUCAGGCUAAUGCUUCCUCGUUAGUCUGAGCGGCACAGACGUGAAGGACUGCUGGGGAUUCUCAUUUACUGUAAAAGAAAAAAAAAAGAAAAGAAAAAAAAAAAAAUAUAUAUAUAUAUAUAUAUAUAUAAUUGCGUAACAAUUAAUGGCGCGACUGUGCUAAGGGUUCUAGAUAUUGUAGCCACUUUAAUGUGAUUAAAGUGUUAGUGCUGAUAGUGUCACUUUAAAUUUACCUGAAUGCACAGGCUUUUUGUUCACAUUUGCCAGAGGUAUAAAGGCGUAUUCACUAAACCUGUUGCUGUGGUGCCUUAAUGACCACACCAAACACCUAAAGCCCUUGCUGAAAUACUUUGUGUCCUCUUUGUAAAAUGAAAAAGAAAUAAAGCUCAAGUUACUAUAGAAAUUGGCACUUUUGUAAAUUAACAUUGAUACAACCCCCUAGCUCUUAGACAACCCGUCCUUUUACUUGGUUGGUUCAGUGAAACUAAACUUUAACGGCAUUUUGUGGGUGAAGGGUAGGAACAAGGAAGGUCUUAGAUUCUAAGGCAAGAGAAAGGGGGUAACUCUAGAUAGAGAAUAACAAAUAGAGAAGUGCUUGCCUACCAGUAUCAUUUAAGCUAAAACAUAACGUUUAAUAUAUUGAAUAAAAAUAUUGCUGUUAGUGAAUCAAAAGGCAAACCAAAAGAAAAUUUGAUUAAUAAAAAUAUCAAUAAUAUAAAGCAAAAGGUGUAUAAAGAGAAAACUAUACCAGAGUAUCAAAAAACAUAAGAUGAUGGGUGUUUAUAAAAAGAAAAAAUGUAUGUAAGAUUAAUAAUCCAUUGGUAUAUUGCUGGAAUUGCAGAUUGAGCCCAGGUAUAAAAAUCUGUAGUGUUUAACCCCUUAAGGACCAAACUUCUGGAAUAAAAGGGAAUCAUGACAUGUCACACGUCAUGUGUCCUUAAGGGGUUAAGAGAUGCCAGUAAAGCGAAAACUGGGGUUGAGUUAAGUAGAUAUAACAAUGUUAUCAGUCUGUAAGAUACAGUUGUUGCAAUUUUCCUUGAAUGGAACAGUUUGAAUCACUAUUCUAAGGUUCUUAACUCUAACAGAAAGAACUCAGCCAAGGUUGUUACUAGUACCAGAAGAAAAAAAAAGUAAAAUCACGGUACAUAACUUAAUUCCCUAAAUGGUGCUGUAAACUUCUAAGCUGUGCCUUAGAGGGCACCUAUUCUAUGUCAAAAAGCUAUCUACUAAUCUGAAGUAUGCACUAUUAGGAAGGAAUAAGUUAUGAAUGUGCCCUGCCUAUACAACUCUGGUAAAACAUCAUGUCCAAGGUCUAAAUUCUAAACAGAAAAUCUUUAAGUAGUAAUUGCCAAAGAUUAGUGCAGAACCCCAACGCGCGUUUAGCUGGUCAGGCGCCUUUUAUUUAAAUGUUUUUUGAUAAUCUGGUAUAGUUUUUUCUUUAUACCUUUUUGCUUUAUAUUAUUGAUAUUUUUAUUAAAUUUUCUUUUGGUUUACCUUUUGAUUCACUAAUAGCAAUAUUUUUAUUCAAUAUAUUAAAUGUUAUGUUUUAGCUAAAAUGAUACUAGUAGGCAAACGCUUCUCUAUUUGUGAAACUUUAACCCCUUUAGGACCAGACUUCUGGAAUAAAAGGGAAUCAUGACAUGUCUCACAUUGGGUUAAAGGCAGACAAUUGCCCAGAGUACCUGCCUUGGAAAGACUUCUCAUUGAGCUGCAUUGGGAAGUCUGUGAUUGGACAGUGUCAAAAUUUUGGUGGGGUUAUAAUUGGAGGGCUUGCAAAAGUUUCUAACAAGAAAACUGCAGCUUUUGCAAGCUGUUUUUAGAUAUUCAGCCAAUAAAAAAAAAUUUAAAAAAAUUAAAUGCAUGCUUGUUUUCAUUUGGGGUAGAUGCAUUAAACAUGUUUUGUUUGUAAUAGUUUUAUUGUAUUUGGUGGAGUGAGGUCUCCAUUUACAUGUUAUAAACUACUCACAUGUGCCAGUGAGAGAACUUUUCAUUUUAGUUAAGUGCUUGGCUUUUACAGAUGGGCAACAUCUUGGUUCAAUUUCUUAAAAAGGAAAAAAAUGUCAAGUGUAUAAGAUAUCUAAAGCAACAUAGGCAAAGUUGACAAAUUCAUGUUGCUCACACACUGCAUCCUCUGAUAACUUUUAUUUUUUUGUUUAUUUUUUUAAUUGGGUGGGAGCUCAUGUGGAUAUUUGUAGCAUGUAGACCUCCACAAACAUUGUUUUCAUUUACCAAUAACUAUGUAGUAUAAGUUGAUUGAUUUUGUUUAUUUUUUUUUUCCCCCACUGAAACUUUUUAGAAGUUCCAAGUUUAACUGCUCACGUUUGAUUGUGGUUGAGCAACUCCAUAAUCGUGAAACUAAUACUGAAUGUAGCAUUUUGUAGGAUUUUAAUGUCACACUCGUGUCCAGAAACAAAUGCAAUGUAUAUAUUUUAUUUAUUUUUUUAAAAGAUCAUGUAUAAGUGAACAUGUCAUGCUAAAUAUAUACCCUGUGUUCUCUUUAAUAGCCUGUAGCUGAAGCACCAUUUAAAUUUGAAAUGGAGUUGGAUGAUUUGCCCAAGGAGACGCUGAAAGAGCUUAUUUUUGAAGAAACUGCUAGAUUCCAGCCAGGAUACUGACCAUAAUCUGAGCACAGGUAUUGCAGUACCUAGGGAUGUCGAAUUUAUAUUCUGCGACCCUGGACAAGCAGUUCUGCGCACUGUGCAGAAAGUUGUUUUGUUUUUUAAAUUCUUUUAGACUUGCUACGGGGGAAUUGGUGCUGGGCAGGGAGUGUAUUUCUGGCAGGUACAGAGCUGGGCUGACCAACCCAGAAACGCCAUACCGGGAUGCUGCUGCUCAUGGAUAGCUCACAGGGUGGUGUGAUGAGCGGCAGCAGCCAACUACUUAUGAUGCACAAGAUUUAUGGAUGCUGGGAUUCAGAGUGCUGUCAUAUCCCAGAGGCUGACAUGCUGUUAAUGGGUAGAUAAAAUAUGGGCCAGGCUGCACAUCCAUUACUUAACAUCCAGGCAGCUGCUAUGUGUGAGACUGUGUAAUUUGUGUGUGUAUAUCUGUGAGUGCAUGUGUGUUGGGGGAUUUGUCAGUAUGUUUGUGUAUUGGUGUACCACCCUAACAACUAAAUACAGCCAGCGCACACAUCAUACAUACAGCCAGCGCACACACACUACACUUGUACCAGUCAGUCGGUUCUCAUUGCAUUCAGAUCACACAGCGAGCACACCACACACACACACACACACACACUAAUGAAAAGGGGGAGAGACUAUGGGAGGACAGAGGAUGACACUUAGGGUAAUUCACAAGACUCCCAAGUUUUUUCAAAAUCCAAGUGGCAAAACUGAAGCAAAAAUAUCCAUGUUGUGUCUAAAGCAGAGUUAGAGAAUUUCUCCAUAGCAGCUAUAGUUUCCUCCAUUUUUCCUUUCAGAUUUAUUUUGUGAAAAUUCAGUCAUUCUAAUUGGAUAGAAAAGUAAUUUGGGCUACUACUUCAGUCCAUUAUACAAGUAGAUUUUGUUUAAAAAAAAAAAAAAUUAAAAAAAAAAAAUCACACCCUGAGAUACCCCUAAUUAUCCAGAAUCAGGUUGGUGGUGUUUGUUUAUGCUUUGUUGCACAUCUAUAUAUUUGUGUAAAGCCAUUCUGAUGCUCAUGCCUUUUUCCCUCAUUUCUUUUACCUUAAAUGUUUAUACACCCCACUUUUUUUAAAUUCAAUUUAAAAAAAAAAAAAGUGGUCAAACAGCAAACUACUGUGAUCAGCCUACCAUUACCAUAUAAAUAAUUUUCUGAUGGCAUACAACAAAAUAUUGCAGCCUCUUCACUUUACUUUGCUGUUUAUGUAUCAUUUAUUUCUGUAUGAAAUGUUUUUUUUUCCUGCAUGAUUCUGUUUUAUAAUCCACAACUUCUAAAUUCUUAGUUUUCAGAUUUUCCCGGGAGUCUUUGUGAAGUUAAAGUAAAAUGCAUGUUGCAUGUUUCUCGCCAACUUUUUAGCUCUGUUAGUUGGCAUGACUAGGGAGAGCUAGAAGUGUGAAAUUCAGUGACAGUAUGAAUGUGUGGGCAGAUUCCUCAUGCCCUUUUUUGGCACAUUUACUUGGCCCUUCUUUAUGCAUAUAUAGCUGAGAAAACUGGGCUUGUAUAGUUUGGCUAGAGGGAAAACACGAAGGGAAAUUAUGUUAAUUAUGACAAUAACAUAACUUUAGAAAGUAGUUUUUACAGUAAAAUGUACUAAGUUUUCUGUAGAAAUAGAUUAAUUGGGUUUCCAAAUCUGUUUAAAAAGCACUUUGCAGAUAUGUUCUAUAAGGAAGGACUGUAUGUAAAUGUGCUAGUUCAGGCUUUAAACACAAAUGUUUUAAACUUUUUGAAAGGAGUUUCAAAUGAACAAGCAUUGUUUUGAUUGUGGGGGUUUUGUUUUUGUUGAAGGUAAAGGCUGUGAAGGACUUCGCACUCUCAGACAUCUGUGUUCUUGCCAGUUCUUCCUCGUUGGCCAUGUCCUGUGACCCAUCUCAGCUUGUCCAGUUUAACUCCUUUGAGCCAUUAAGGAGAGGCGGUUCCUGGUAGUUGUGGCUUUUUUAUGCUUCUGAUGAAUUCUUUUGGUCUGGAGAAUUGUUCUUGACACUCCUUUCGUAAAGCCCUGUUGCAGCGUUGUGCAGCAAGUACACACCUGAUGAGACCUUCAUUAACCGCUUGUACAUUUAUAAUAUACUUUUUUUUUCUUUUUUUAAGAUGCAGUUGUUUCUUUCCCUUUAUCUGGACAAAGUGUCCUGACUUUCAUGGGCUUUACAUAUUGUGUUUUAAACCACAUGUUUCUGAUGAGUGUGGUAACUGGCAUUGUAAUUUUUUUUUUUUUUUUUCUUUUUUUUUUUUAAACUUAUUAUUUGGGAGAGUAAUUUCUCUGGGCACUUUAAAUCAAUGAAAAAGCCCUAUUUACUUGCACAUAUCUUUUUAAACAGUUGCAGUGGGAUACUUUUGAAAUUCUGAUGGAGAUCAUGAAAUUACGGUUACCGAUUUUCUCUAACACUUAGCAGAGCUUUUCAAGCCAUGUCUAACAACCUGUGUGGUUAAGGGACCCUGUAGGAUAAGUUAUAUUCCCCCUGUAGACAAGAGUGUAUGCAAAAGUCAAACUAUCGAUGAAAGAUUUAGCAUUUACACUGAAAUCUCUUGGGGGCGUUCAUCUGUGCUAUACACCAACCUAUUGGUCUGAGUGUUCCAUGCAUGGAAACUGAAAUUUUAUAGGGCAGAGGAAUAUACAGCAGGUGAAACCAAAACGUUUUAACUAACUUUGGGCAUAAUAAUGAGACUGAAUAUUUUCACUUAUGGGCUACCAUGAAGCUUAUUUUUAGAACUAUAUCAUGUUCUUUUCAAUCAGUGGAACAUCCAUAUUAUACACAAACACAUGGAAAUAGAGCGACACUGUUGUGUAUUUCUCUGGACUGUAGGGAAAGUUUUAGAUUAUAUUUCACAUGCUUCAUUUUUUUUAAGAAUCUAUUUCUUUGAAACCCACAGUGCUGUAAAGUUUUUUUUUGAGCUUUCAAAAUCCCAUUCCUCAUGUUAGAGCAAGCAUCCAAGCUAGCACUAAACACUUAUUUUACCCUGUAAACCUUUCUUUACAAAGUAUUUGUUCCUGGAGUUGUAUAAUGUGGAGCUUAUUAGAUGUCAUGUCCCUGUGGAGUGCCUCUCUACCUUUUCCUCAUUGCCCUCUUUGGUGGAAGAUAUGCCUUGUUUAAAAUUGCCGUGCCCUCGCAUGACUGUUAAGCUUUUCUGUGCAAUGAUAAUUGUCUUAAGUGCCACAUGCCUAUGAUUGAUGAUACAAGAAGAUUUGUUACCUCUAAAUUGUUCAUAUGAAAUGUUAUCCCAUAAUCUGUGAGGAUGAAACAGCUCUAUUUUAAACUUUUCUUUUUUUCCUUUCUCCAUGAACCAACCCCAUGUCUGCUUUCCUUUUAUUGUGGCAGAACUAUGUCUAAACUGCCUAGGAACAUGAACAAAAAAAAUAAUGCACUUGUAAUUGAUAAAAAAUAAAUUGAAAAAUUCUCUUCAUUAACUUAAUAUAUUUUUAUUUUUUGACGCAGCAUAGAUGGACACUUGUGUGACUAAUUUCUUACUAUAACGAGCUUAACAUAGGUAACCUUGUGAGUAGGUUUACCACAUGAUCAUGUACACUGAACAAGUUACCAUACUAACUACUUUUUAGUGUCCUUAAUAUUUGUAUCUACUAAAGAGCUGUCCACUGUGGCUUUUUGCAUACUUGCAUGUCAAAAGUUUUUCUUUCUGUAAUGUGCUGGUCUGCUUUAUUAUUGACUGGUUGAACACAACCCAAUGCAUGAGAGCUGCUGUUCAGCUUGGGUAUCUGCAAACUAGGUAUGUAAAGCCAGCAUUCUUUUCCUUUUAUUAAGACUUUAAUCUUUUGAGGAAAUACAAACUGUGCUAUAAUGCCAAGGGAUGUAUAAAUUCCACUUUUCAAUCCCAAUAUUAAGUAUACCCAGCCACUACAUAGUGCUGACCUCAUUACCCAUAGUGUUUUCUUCUUUUCAGCUUAUAAUGUACUUCUGAAAAGUUCAGACUGCUCAAUCCAUAAAUCUAUAGAUUCCCAUAAUUUCAAACUACGUAUAAUUCCAGAGAAUGAACAAAAAAAUGCAGGCUUGUUGCUUUUCUCCAAGCCUAAUGCUAUUUAAUUGUUUCAUUCAUUUUUUUCGCAACUUUAUUACAAAAACUAUUUAAAAUCCUUUCUAUAACCGUGCGUUUGGUAUUUGCCAUUUUUAUAAUUGUUCACAAUAGGAUCCAUUGCUGUCUCUGACUCCUUUUGGCUGGAUGGUUAUGCAUUACAACUGAUUUAAUGGAGAACAGCCUGAAUAUUAGGUACUUAGAGAAACUAUUUAACUUUAGGACCCUGGUGAUAACAUUGGGCCCAUCUGCAGUUCCAUAAACUUGGAUAAUUGGGGGUUGAGGGGUUUCUUUUUUUUUUUUUUUUUUCAAAUUUAGUUUUUAUUGAUUUUUGCAAGGUAAAAGGGAUACAGAAAGGAAGAGGGGGUAACAUUGUUUUGCAUGUUUCACAUUAUUAGCAGGAUACAUCUGACAAACGUGAGAAACAUCUUUUUGAUAGUGGGCACAAUGUAUCAUAUAGAAGAGGGGUUUCUUUUUAAAUAUUCAAAUUAUUUCACCUAGCAUACCUUAAAUGGCAAAAUAAAACAAAAUGAACAUCUAUGCACUAACAUAUUCCAUUCUUUUCCUCUGAAUUCUCUUAAUCAUCUUGAUCACAUUGUCACAUGACUAUCAGGGAAAGCAGAAGCCAUAUUUAAACUCUGAAAUAAAUUUUCUUUCAUUUCUUGAACAAUGUCAUCGGAAAAUUCUUGAUUUGUAGUUCACAAGGUUAGGAUUUUACUGGUUUAAUUACAAACCCACUAUCAAGCAGAAGCAGGGUUUAUUUCUCCAGUUUACGUAUUGCAUGCUCAAUGGCCUGUGAUGGCAGCCAUCACUAUAGAACUGGACUUUUCUUAUCUGAGAGAAUUCUAACAUAAGUCUGGUAGUCAAGAAGCGAAGUUUCAUUUUGACAGUAGGAUACAUGCGAUACAUAGACUUUCUCUUUUCUGUUUAAAUUGGAGCAGGGAAAAUGCAUCUUUCAUUCCAAUCAAAGUAUUGCAGCAUUCAUGUAAUAAGUUUUCCAGGAGCAUUUAAACAGCAAAAAAUGCCUUUUUAAAAUGAUUAUAAAUUACCCUUACACGCACCUCAAAAGUUGUUUACCAUUUACUGUAUUUUGCUUCAUUAUUUCAGUUCUGCUCCAUUACUGAAGUCUCAUUUUUAACCAGUUUAAUACUGUUUUGGUUGUAUGUUACAAAGAGGAAUAUUUGCCAUAGUUCGGAUCAGAAAUGGCGGAUGCAGAAACUAACGCUAAAAUUCUAAAGCUGCAAAUGUUUUUGGAAAUGCAACCAGUUGUCAAAUCUUUCUAGUCAUCGCCUUUUUGUGUUCGUAUAAAUGCACUCUUAACAGAUUACUUAAAGAGCUUUGUACUUGCUUUGUACUGUCGGUGCCUUUUUAGUCUUGUAUUCAAAAUGUGUGUAGCUAAUUAAGUAGGAUGUAAAGAUAAACUCUUCACGGUUCCAUGGGACUGUAAUUCAUUACCCUUACCAGAAGGGUUAAAGAUCCAGAUCCAUAUAGCCGUGAAUAAAUUAAACAAAAAAAAAUAUUAAAAUAUUUUAUAACAAAUUGUAUGUUCCUUUAAAGUGUAUUGUAACAGCUAAUCAUGUAUUUUAUUGUGAGAGGUAUGUAACCUGGUUAAUCAAGUUAAGAUAAAACUGUGAGAUUUAUCUUUUUUUUUUUUUUUUUUUAUGUUCUAUUGAUGUAUUUAACUUUCCUCAAUCGGUUGAAUGUUCUAUAUUUCUGGCUUAAACUUGUAAAAAAGAAAACCCAACAUAAAUCUUGUAAGACAAAACAAAAUGCAGAUUAAAUCAUUAAAUUGUAUACCUGUAUUACCAAAAUGUUAUUACUCAAUGUAAGGAAUUCAUUUCAAGAAAAGAAAUUAAAACGUAUGGCUACCUACACCAAAACCAAAGUCUGGAUUGUAGGGAGUAAAGUGGCUAAAAAAUAAAUCUUGGAGUCAACUGUUAUUUUAGAAGGAAAACGAGACUGUACACACACUGACAUCAAUUUAGUGUGGAAUUUAUUUCGACCCACCUGGUUUAAUUUUGAACUUGAGUCUAAUUGCACAGUCUUUAUAUGGAAUUGUCACAUCAAAAAGUCUAAAAGUAAACUUAUAAGAACAGGUUACAGUGUGAAACAUACAAUAUUGGAAUAUCUGAACAAAGGUAUAGGGAAGAGUUUGUAUAAAUGUUAC
This is a messenger RNA of Pelobates cultripes (western spadefoot toad), 59768 nucleotides long. NCBI's taxonomy places the organism in Eukaryota, Metazoa, Chordata, Amphibia, Anura, Pelobatidae. The record is from the annotation of a GenBank genome assembly.